GUAGGGCCUUUAUAUAUUCUCAAUAUGAAAAAUACAAAAACAAGAGACAUUUCUUAUUGUGACACCAUAUUUUAACUACUAAGAAUCAAGUGCCCACAAAAAAGAAAAGAAAAACGGGGGAAAUCUACAAACAGAAAACAAUACAAUAUUUGUUGAGUACAUUGGUACAUUGGAAGCCAUCUAAUGAUAAAAACUUUGCGUUUCAAGUUAAGUAGGUUGGAGCAGGGAUGAUUAUUAACGAAGUGCUUCCUUUAGAAAGAAACGUUUCCCCAUGGUGAUUGGUAACCCCCGCUAUCCCUUUCCAGGACUGUGAGAUUCAGUGCAUGCGGGGGACGUUUUCUUUUUGUCUCCGCGCAUUGCCAAUGCUCCAGGCGCGAGGAUGACACGCAGGCGCACUGAGGUUCCAAGCCGAGCGCGCUGCCCAGCGGCAGUUCAAACCUCGCGCGCCUGCGCACUAACAAAGCGGGAGGCGAGAUGGAGGGGGCGGGGCGGCGUUACGAGUCGUCAGCGAGUUAGGGCUCCCGCCGCCAUUUUGGGUUGGGUUUCUUUUUCCUUUUUUGUGUGCGCGUGUGUCUGCGCGCGCGCGCAGCUUGUCCCUCCGUCGCCGGUGGCCGAAAGAAACGGCUUCGGCGCCCGAGAGCUGCUCUCCGUCGCCCGCCUCCUCUCGUCUCCUCUCCGUAGCAGCGUCGCCUCCCUCGGCGCGAUGUCGGCGAACAGGAACCUGAAGCAAGUGAGGAUUGAGAACAGCUCCCCGGCGGCCGCCCCGCCGAUCAGCAUGGUGGGCGGCGGCAGCAUGAAAGGGCUGCGCGGUCUGGAGCCUCCGCCGGACAACGAAGCGGCGGCGGCCAUGGUGAUGGUGAAGGAGGAAGAGGAGCAGGGCGGCGGCGCCGGCUUCACCGUCGACAUCAAGAGCUUCCUGAAGCCCGGCGAGAAGAGCUACACGCAGCGGUGCCGCCUCUUCGUGGGGAACCUGCCCACCGACAUCACCGAGGAGGACUUCAAGCGCCUCUUCGAGCGCUACGGGGAGCCCAGCGAGGUCUUCAUUAACCGGGACCGCGGCUUCGGCUUCAUCCGGCUGGUGAGGAAGCGUGCUCGGGGUUUCCCUUGGAAAUGGUGUCUGUGUGUGAGUGAGAGAGAGAGAGUCUGUGUGUGAGAGAGAGAAGAAUGAGAGGAAAAUGUUCCAGUGUCCGUCCUCGCUCUGCUUCUCUCCCCCCACCCCGCUCACGUGUGAACGAGGCCGUAACGUGUCCAUCCCUGCUCGCCCCCUCACUCGGGAACGGCUCUGCUGCAGAAACCGAGCGCGCGCGCACGAGCGAGCGACACUCCUCCCGAUAGACGCGCGUACACACACACAUUCACACAAGCCCCCACCCCGCGAAGCCGCUGUGCACGCGGGUGGCCUCCUCCCCUCCUUUCACGUGCCUGCUGUAAGUACGUGGGGCUACGACUUUUCCUUCCGUUUGCCGUUGUCCUCCGUAACCCACGUUCACAGCCAGUUUUGAUGAUGAAUGAAUGGCUUUUGUUCAUUUGCAGCCAUGGAGCCGAUUUUCUGUCCUUCAAACACCCCAGGAGCAACUGAUGUGGAUCCUGUAUGAAGCUGUUCAGAGGAAAGGCCCCCCAACAGAAAUACCAUUGACGAUUCUUAGAAUUUUAGAGUUGGAAAGGACCUCGAGGAUCAUCUAGUCCACCCCCCCCCCAAUGCAGGAAUACAGUGGAACCUCAGGUUGCGGACAUAAUCUGUGACGGAUGCAUGUCUGCAACCCGCAGCGCUUGCAAAUAGAAGCAGUACCCCUGCGCAAGCAUGUGACGCGAUUUAGCGCUUCUGCACAUGCGCGAGCGGCGAAACCCAGAAGUAACUUGUUCUGGUACAUCCGGGUUUGCCGCGGUGCGCCAACCCAGAAACACGUAACCAGAAGCAAUCAUAUCAUGAGGUAUGACUGUAUGCAGAUGUCCCAUACUGGGAUCAAACCGGCUGCAAUAAGAACACUAUGCUGUAGCCAGCUGAGCUAUCCCAUGGUCAAGAGUUAAAACAUUGUCCGCACCAAUCCUGAAAAAGAGAUAAAGCUGUUCCAUAUUCCCAAGCUCCAUGACUAUUUUCCUCAAGUUUGUGUCAAAAUGGUUACCCCAUUCAAGUAUUAAAGGGUGGUCUCACAUGUCUUCGUGUGACUGUGAGCCGCCACCUGCGUUUUCCCCAUCCUCAUAUAUCAUCUGCCCAUCUAAUUGGUUCCACCAUUCUUUAUAACAGUUGCAUGCCGCAAUACAGUAGGUGGCUGAGGAGACACAUUGUGUUUUAAAUUAUAAAAUUUAAAUUAUACUGCUUGGUCUAUAUUCAGGCUGCUCCACAAAUCUAACAUCAUGGGUUGAUAGAAAGCAGGACUAACUUUUCUUUGUGCCCGAAAUGCAGCAACAUUGGUCAGGCAUUCCUACUGAGCUCUUCAAACUUAGUUCUACUCAUAAUUAACAUGUAUUAUCCCCACUUGCUCUGAUAAGCAGACAUUGACGGGAUAUUGGAACCAAUUCACAACCUUUUUGAAAACUAUUUAGGCUUCUCUUGCUGCCUCAUGAUAAAGGGCUAUUUUUACACGUCCCCCUGUUUCUUGCACCAACAGAAUUUCUGUGAGGGACACGGUGGCUUCUUAAUGCUAAGUGGGACUGGGGACCUCAGCAAACACCUAGGGAUGUUUGAGGGUACUGUAGUGCCCCCAGGUGCCACAUUGGUUCCCCCAGCUUUAAGAUAUUCCUCCUUCCCCAACACCAAACUGAGAUUAUUUUGGAAUAUUUAUGGGACUUCUAUGCUGCCCACUAAUUGAGGUUCUUUGAGCAGCGUAAAAAUUACAUGGCAUUCAUAGAUUAAAAAGGUGGGGGAUGCUCGUAAAUAAUAGUCAGGGGUUUCUAUGGAGGAAGAAAAGCUGGCUCAGGUGUGGAUGUGUGGAUGGUUUGACUUUGUGUUGCCCAGGCUUUCAAGCUCCAAAACAACCCCCAACCUUCCUCCCAUCUUCACAUCAGGGGAUGUUGCAGUGAUCACAGUUCAGCUGCUAGGGGGAUGAUUGGUUUGUUUUUGUUCUUAUUUUUAUCAUGCAUUUUGUGUUGUUUAUCAUGUAUUUUUAUGUUGUGAACUGCCCUACGAGUUACAAAUGACGAGUGGUAUACAAAUUAAUAAUAAUAAUAAUUCCCAAACACCUCUGUAGAUUCAAAGCAGGGUUUGAAAUUAGCAGGGUGCCAGGCGCAUUUUGCACCUAAAGAUUCUCCAUUUGUGAGCAUCUCAAAAGGAUUGGGUGCCAUUUUUUUGUGCCUGGCUGACACUCAAGGAUUACAGAAAUGUAUGUGCCUUGAAGCCUCAAAGUAUAUGUUACAGAUAGGCAAUAUGUUAAGGAGUUUAACAAUAAGGAGUAGGGUGUUUUGAAAACUGAAGUAGGGUGCCAAUAUUUUUAUUAAACAUUCAUUAAGAAUUUCUGCUAAAAUGUGAUAUUAACAAUGUGUCACUUAUGUGAAUUGCGUAUUAAUUCAUGCUUAUCAAAAAAAUAAAGUGUUGCCGACACACACACCCCAGCGGCGACUAGACAUUCUGUUUUGGCGCCCACAACCCAGGUCCUAGAAGCCAUUUGACCCCUAACUUUUCUAUCCCAGUUUCUAACACUGAUUCAAAGUUAUAAAGAAGACAGGUUGCUCACCAUGUACGCUAGAGGGCAAUGGAGAGUGGAAUUGUUGAAGCCUGGUCAUAGAAAAUCAGAAACAGAAUACAGAGUACUUGCAGAUUUAAAGUACAUAGGGUGGGAUUCACCUAACCAGCCCUGUCUAUGGAAGCCCCGCACAAGGACUUCAGCUUGCAUAAUGUGGCUUCCCCUUUACAUGCAUUCUGAAAUUGACUUGGCGUUGUGUGUUGGGAGAACCCCCAGAACAGUGCUGGGAGAUGGGUAUUGUUCCAUCUGGCAAGCUGGAAUGCUUGCAUAGCUGGAAAAAUUUGAAAAGCGCAAAGUUGAAUUCCCCCCAUAAAAUGUUGAAAUGAAUUAUUGGUGUGUUAUAUUCAACUGUGCAUUAUGUGUAUAUGUUUUUUUUCCUGAAAAGGAAUCCAGGACACUAGCUGAAAUUGCAAAGGCAGAACUCGAUGGAACUAUUUUGAAGAGCAGACCACUUCGAAUUCGUUUUGCUACUCAUGGAGCUGCUUUAACAGUAAAGAAUCUUUCACCUGUUGUUUCCAAUGAGCUUCUGGAACAAGCUUUCUCUCAAUUUGGCCCUGUGGAAAGAGCUGUUGUUGUAGUAGAUGAUCGUGGUAGAGCAACUGGGAAAGGUUUCGUAGAGUUUGCUGCAAAACCCCCAGCACGUAAAGCUCUAGAAAGAUGCAACGAUGGAGCAUUCCUGCUGACGACGUAAGUUCCUGAUUGAAUUUAUUGUGGUAUAUGUAUAAAGAAAACUAUGUAAUUGGACUAUCUGAUAAAGUAGCAAUAGAAGUUGCUCAAAACUCCUGGAAAAUUGAAUUGGUCUCAGAACCUAGUUUAGAUUUCUUCUUUUUCAGCCUAAAAAAGCUGAUAGUGACAGUGGCUUCUGUGAAAGAUUAUGACUCUACUUUAUAGCAAGUAUAUAUUACAGAUUUCAGAGGCAUCCAAGGCAGGGGAAAGUAUAAGAGAAUGAUUUUAAUCCUCAUGCUACUUUGCAGCCCUUAAUUGAAGGGUCUUGCACCAUAGCAGUCUAGUCUGAGAGGUGAUGAUGAGUUUAAAUUCAGCACUUAUCUGCUGUAUCAUGCUGGCUUUUCUACUCGUAGUCCUUAGUCUGCAUAUUUGAAAGAUACUGUGUAAGAUGUUGGUUUUUAAUGUUUGAUGUUUUAUUAUGUUUUCACAUAUGCCGUAAACUGCCCAGAGUGGCUGGGGAAACACAGCCAGAUGGGCAGGAUAUAAAUAAUAAAAUUUUUAUUUAUUAUUAUUAAAUAUGGUAGUUAUCACUUGGAUAAAAUGUUACUAUGCAGAGACAUAGGAGAAAGCCUGCUCCUAAUCUAAGACAUUUAGUUAUUACUCCCAUUUUAGCAAGAUGGUAUUAACCCUUCUAACUAUUCUGCCCAUUGCUCCUUGAUAGUGAUUCCGGCAUACCUGAAACAUAAUGUAGAUUCUAGACACAGUGCAGCUUAGCUAAUGUUGUACCCAGAAACCCCAUAUUCAUUGCUCUGGAAUAAAAUCUUAGUUUAUGUGAGCAUGAAUUUGUUGGGUGAAUCCCAACUCUGUGAAAUAAGUGAUGCCCAUCUGCUUAAUAUGCAGAAGGUCCAGGGUUAAUUUCGAUGAAAUUGAGCAGCAAGCAAAACUUACUCUACCGAUUGUAGAGUACAAAACUGUAAGAAGAAGGCAGAGAGUACAAAAAAAACCCACAAUACAAUGAUGAGGCAACACCUGAAGCCUUAGAUGAACUUUCUCCAAGAGGCAAGUUUAGGGUAAAUUCAUUUAUCCUUGAAGCCAGCCUAGACAGAAGACCAACAUUGUAUAGGAGUGUAGCUGACAAUUUUCCAUUUUUGGUGAACCUGCAAGCAAUCAAGGAAUAGAUUUAAGUGGCAUUGAGAUGUUGAUGCAAAAGUAUCCCAAGGUAUUGUCCUCAGCAGGAAGUGAUCUGACCAUAACAAGUGGCGGAUGUCAAUAUUCACAACUUUCAUAUAACCUCUCCAGUUGAGAAAACAAGGUUCAGAUUGUGGCCUGCCACAUGUGUUUGGCUGAUGACAUGUUGGGACAGCCCCAUUGUCGUCAUGGCAGCUGUGAAGUCCUGAGCCACCCUAGAGCCUGUUGCCUCAGCAUGGAUGAGAAGUCCCCAAAACCAUCAGUAUUGGAGUCUACCUCAGACACCAGCUCUUGUCACCUCAGGCAAUGAGAUUGCUGGACAGCAAGACUGGUAGUAAACCAGCAGAGUCCCUAACCUUUAUCAAUUCCCCAAACCCAGGAACACACAUAAUGGCGUGGGAAGGCAUGUUCAGUUAAAAUUCCCAAAGGUUGUUACUGUAAUUUAAACUUUGUUUACGAUGGCUGUCAAAAUGUCGGUGGCGUGUCACUUAAUAUGAUAAUUUCCUCUUCUUUGUAUGCUUUAGCCACAAACACAGGUGAUCACUCUGUCGGUUUGUUGGGCUAAGAACUGGCCCUGAAAUGAUACGUUGUAAAAUAAUAAUUGCUUUUAUAAUUCCAUGCUUGGUACAUAUAUAACCAUGGCACUUUGAUAUGUUUCUUUGUAUCCAGUUAUGUAAGCCUCCCCCUGUAGUAAAUCUUUCAGGAAUUUUUGUUGCAAAUGGGAUUAUUUUAAUCAGCCAUUGAACUGUAAUGAAGUACUAGGUGCAACAGACCUUAAAACAGUUGGCUUGAAAUACAUUUUGCUCAGUAGAGAAUGCUGCCGGUUUCUGUGGAUGUUGAGGUUCCAAUGCAUAUUCUAUGGAAUUUUGAGUUAGGCCCUUUUAGUGUUCAGAUUGUUAGUAUUCACAGAGAGCUAAAUAAGCUUUCAGAAUCCUUUUAGAAGUAAAAAUGUGUCACCAAUAAUAAAGCUACAAAGCUAUCGUAAAUCUGCUCUGAAGUUGCUCAGAAUGGCAGCAGCCAUUUUUCUUACUGCAUCAGCUGCAGGCUUGGAUAAUCAAACUUCUUCAACAAGUGGGCUUGGCCUUGGCCUGCUCUUCCCCCAAAACACCCUGUUGUGGAGUAUUGUGCUGGCAGUGGGAAUAACACAGGUAGCUCCUUAACUGCCCAUACCUUUGGUAAGCUCAGUGAGGGCUUCAGCAGUUGCCUGCAGUCAGUGGAGCCCAGCUUUGAGGUUUUAUAAACUCAAGGUAUGUAAAAAAUAUUUCAAGUUAAAAUAACAAUCCGGUAAGGAAUAUGAAAUAGCAUAAAGAAAAAAAAUACAAAACAGCCAGGUUCACAGCCAUUACUUCAAAAUACAGUGGUACCUCGGGUUACAUAUGCUUCAGGUUACAGACUCCGCUAACCCAGAAAUAUUACCUCGGGUUAAGAACUUUGCUUCAGGAUGAGAACAGAAAUCGUGCAGCGGCAGCAGGAGGCGCCAUUAGCUAAAGUGGUCUUCGGGUUAAGAACAGUUUUGGGUUAAGAACAGUCCUCCAGAACGAAUUAAGUUCUUAACCUGAGGUACUACUGUAAAGUACAUUCUCUACUUGGUGAAUUAAAUGUAACAACAAACCAUAUUGAUGCAGAAAGAAUACAAAUUUAAUGUUAUGAAUAAUUGCAUAUUCCAUCUCCAUGUUUGGCUGACAUGUAAGCAACAAAUGGCUGCCAAAUGGAAGUAAAAUCCAUAAAUUUAGCUGCACCCUGAGAUACCCUUCAUUUAUAAGCCAGUUUCUCAGAAAUAAAAAUAAACAUUACCUUAUUGAACCAAAUAUUGAACCAAACAUUACCUUAUUGAACCAAAUUAAAGAAAAACCAAGGACUCCUUUCAGCCAUAUGAUAUGGUCAAAUGAUCAGCUUCUAAUAGAUUUACAUAAUAACUCUAUUCAAUUAAUCAAAAAUUGAUGAAAGACAGAGUUUGGAGUUCAAAGGCACUGGUAUACCUAUUAUUUUAUUACCUUUUCCCAAAAUUUGUACACAUGUUUCCAAGACCACUACAUGAGCCAAUAGAUUCUGUUAGGUUUUGUUAAAUAAAAAUAAAUGUUGUUUGACACAGCGGGUUGAUUGUUAACUCAUGGUGACUUUAAUCAUUAAAAAACAAACAACAUUAAAUCAACUUUUUCUGUUUAUUGUUUAGGUACUUCCUAAACAAGUAUGUACUAAUUAGUUGCUAUAACCAUAAAUAACACAUUGAUUUAAAGUGGAUCAUGUCUUUAUAUAGCCUACUUUAGAAAAAUGAUAGAAUUUGUAUAUAAAAAUGCUUUGGAUCAUGUCAAGCUUAAUUAUAACUUAAUGCCUGGGAUCAUGUCAAGCUACAUUAUAAUUACAUUGACUUGUUUCAUGUAAACAGCACAAUAUGUAAUUUUGUUUAAAAUCUUUUUGUCAUAUAGUCACCCUGCACCAUCUCACACAAAAUAAAAUGCUCUCCCUAAGAAGCAAAAGCUGCCAGUAGUUACUUAGUAUAUUGGGGUUCUUUAUGAGAUGGAAGGUAACUGUCCAUGUCCUUUCAUCGUUAGUCAUAAAUAUGUAUGACUAUCAACUCUGAGCCAAUUAAUUUGUAUGCACCCUGCUGUUUAUAUGCAAGCAAUAUUCCUUAAGUCAUUUUUGCGUACAGACUCAACAUGCAGAUUUUGCUUAUUUGUGCUAUUUGAUAAGUGAACUGGGGACACUGGCAUAUUAUGGCAUAUUAUAUUAAUAAUUGGUAUAUUAGAUUCUGUCACAGCUUCAUUUUACAGGAGUUUGUUUCAUUUAUAAUGUUGUUUUCUUUUUAAGAACCCCUCGACCAGUAAUUGUAGAACCUAUGGAGCAAUUUGAUGAUGAAGAUGGGCUGCCUGAGAAAUUAAUGCAAAAAACACAACAAUAUCAUAAGUACGUUUUAUACAUUCACAUUAUAGAAUAUUAGAAAACAGGAAGUAAAGCUUUAACUCCUGAGAGGUGUGGAUGUAAUUCAAAAACUUGAUUGUUGGUACCAGUAAAGCUAGCCAUGACAAUAUACCUUUAUUUAAAAUAGAUUGGUGACAUAUAAUAUGAACUAGGGGAAAACUGUCAUGGUUGAAGGGCUCUGUUUUUGCCACAACAGAAGUGAAAGCUAAUGGAUAAGGAUGCAUAAAAUUAGAAUGCAUCUCACUGGCCUCAGCCAUAACAAAACUUAUGAAAUAUCCUCACAUUCCACACCAAAAAAAGCUGGCUGAAUUAGAAAUAGUGCAAGAGAUGGGGCUAGCUCUAGCUUUUGGAGGGCUCUUGGUAAGAUUUUGAACUCCUCCCCCUGCUUUGAUGAGUGUCAUGAUCGCUUUUCCUCUUUGCCCAAUUGGUUUCUCCCUCCCUCUCAGGAUUGUGUCCAAAGGGAUCAGUGGCAGGUAGUGAGGGGCACUGUCCCUUGCUGUCUCCUUGGUUGCUUAUAUGAGAGGUUCCCUGACUGAGAAAUAGGGGCUGCACAGUAGCAAGCUGUUGGGAGAAGGUUCUGUCUACUGCACCAAUGUGCCCCAAUUGAUUAAAAAAAUUGCCCUGAACUGUUCCUCUUUCUAUGUGUUUCAUGCAGAUGUGUGUUUUGAACACACAGGUGUGUUGCCUCUACAUCUUGUUUGGCUUUAAAUGAGCUAGAUAUAAGUAAAGAAACGAAUUCUUUUAUUUAGAAUGCGUAAGGAAGACUUGCUUAAAUAAUGGAGAAAUUUGUCAGUUAACUGCAUUUUGCUGUGCCAUUUAUGAAUGCCUUCUGUUCAUGUGAAAUGUGAUGUGCUCCUAGGGAAAGAGAACAGCCACCACGUUUUGCUCAACCUGGAACAUUUGAAUUUGAGUAUGCUUCACGAUGGAAGGCUCUUGAUGAAAUGGAAAAGCAACAGCGGGAACAAGUUGAUAGAAACAUUAGAGAAGCUAAGGAGAAACUGGAGGCAGAGAUGGAAGCAGCUCGACAUGAGCACCAGUUAAUGCUGAUGAGACAAGGUAUUUUGCAUCCCUAUUCUGUAAUUUUUAUUGCAUAAACUGAAUAAUUACUGAAAGUGGUCUGUGUUGUCGCAGGAAAUAUAUAUCUAAAGUGUCUAUACAUUGUGAACAUUUUCAUACUUUUACAAGCCACAAGCAGGGAUUUUUCAGGAAGUUUGUGCAAUGUCCAGAGCUACCUGUAGGUAACCAUACUAUGACCAAACUUAUUUGACACUUUGUAUAUGCUCUGAUGCUAUGUUCUACUCCAUGAUCCACAAAUGCAAGCUUGCCUCCAUUGAAAUAUUUUACUCCAGCCUUUAUAAAUGCACUAGGUCAGGAGUGAGCAACCAUUGUUCCUUUUGUUAUUAAUGUAUGCAGCAUGUGUAAUUCCUUUUUUUAAAAAAAUCACAGUAGCAAAAUAAUAAUAAUACUGUGACUGGGGUCUAAAGUGCACAUGUAAUCUGAGACAUGGUUUAUAGGUAACAUAACUUUUCAUUGUGCUUUUUAGUGUCCAUUUUUAUAUUGAUAACUGUUCCUGUUAAAAUGAUAAUUGCAAGCUGCUGCUUUGAAUUUUCACAGAUCUUAUGAGGCGUCAGGAAGAAUUGAGACGUUUGGAAGAACUUAGAAAUCAGGAGCUACAGAAACGAAAGCAAAUACAAUUGAGGUAUUCUAUAAAUCCACGCUAGAGGGCAAUAGCCCUUAGAUGUGUGAAAUGAGAUUUCAUAACUCAAGAGAUACCAUUUUAAAACUAGCUCUAGUCCUCUGUAGCCUUUAAAACACAUACAUAGUGAAUUGACUACUUAGAGACUGACUACAAAGUCCCAUGACCGUGACACAGAUGUGGGAGGUUGUGUCAGUAGCUGCCAGGGCUAGUGCCUUGUUUUCUUGAUGCAACGCUUAUGAUGCCUUCUCUCCAUCAUUUUAGUUACAGGAAUUAUAGUAUAGUAAUUCAGGAACCUUAGAACUUGUUAUAAAACCAUUGCUUAUAUUUUGCUAUGUUGAAUGUUUACAUAGGUUCUUGAGGUAUCUAAAAGUAACAUGGGGCGAGGAUCAAAUCGCUCUAAAAUGCUUGUGAGUUGUUUAAAAACAGGGUAUUAGAAGCUCAAUUGGAGUCUAUACUGCAGAUGUGGAAAGGUAUUAUGAAGGCCAAGAUGAUGCCAGCAUGGCUAAUGAGCAGAGUCAAAGAAGCUAUUAUAGGCAAGAAGGCAUCCUUCAAAAAAUGGAAGUCUUGUCCAAAUGAAGAGAACAAAAAAAGAAUACAAAUUUUGGCAUCUGGUUGGCCACUGCAAGAACAGGGCAAUUGGCCUGAUCCAGCAGGCUCUUAUGUUCUUAUUGAUGGAGAAAGUGGUCAAAAUACAACAAAUAAAGCAGAGAACAGUAGAUGGAUGAUGAUAUCAUCACCAUCAAUUAAAUUUCUAUACUGCCCUUCAACCAAAGAUCACAGGGCAGUUUAUAGUAUAAAAACACAAGGAUAUGUAACAUAAUAACAAACAAAAACAAUAACCCUUCCACAUAGGGCCAUAGAUAGUUUAAUUAGCCAAAGGCUUGGGAAGAAAAAUGUUUUUGCCUGGUACAGGAAGCUGCUGCAGAAAAGGCCCGUUCCAGACCUCUUGAGGAGGCAGAGGAAGAAAGGCUUCAGAUGAUGAUUGCAGCGUCUGGGUUGGUUCAUAUUGCGGCUAUAGUUCUUCUAAGAUUGAAAAUCAUGUUUUUGUGAUAUUGGAAGGGAAGGAUUUUAUAGUUUUUGGAAUGAAAAGAUGUAAUAAGUAUCUUAGGAAGAUGCAUUCUGUGCAAAACCAUUAGACAUGAAGAAGAACAUAGGCGCCGUGAAGAAGAGAUGUUGCGCCAAGAGGAAUUGAGAAGACAGCAGGAAGGAGGAUUUAAGUCCAAUUUCAUGGAUAAUGUAAGUAGAACUCUUAUUUACUGAAAUGGACACAUGCUUUUCCUAAACCUGUUAGUGAUAAAAGUAUCAUCUUCCUGUCUGCCUUUACUUUCUCUCCAUUAUAACUUACUUUCUUUAAAAGUUAUUCCUGGAACCAUUGUAAUGAUCUAAUAUUUGUCAUAACUCCAUAACAGAAAACAGUGGCCACAUCUCUAAAGUAAUAAUGAUUACUAACAUAAAUGAUUACCCCCUUUCCUUUUCAUAUUCAUUUCUAACUUAUGUUGUCUAUGGCUUAGAUUCUAAGCAUUAGUCCUAAUAGAACAGAAACGACUGUCUGUACAAUCCUCUGCACUGAGAGCAACUUUCAGAAAAAGCAUGUGUUUCAGCUUUCCCAGGACUGUACUGCUUGUAAUUUCCUUUGUGUCAAAUUUGCACACACAAAAAUGCCAUUAAUUCAACUCUGAUUUUGUCUGCCGUGGAAGACUUUGUAGUACACAUGAAGCAAGUGCGAUAUGAUGAGAAACUAGUAUACGGAAACGCAAAUAAAGGGGUAUUUUUGUUCCAUUGUUGCUUUCCUCUUCUACAUGGUACCAGUAAAAAUGAAGAAAUAAUUAUUGUAAAUCACCUCAAAUAAUUAUUCCAAUGCAGAAUUGCUAGAUAGUGUCUUCUGUACAUAUACAUACAAAAUAAUAAUCUGGGAACAUUUUCUAUAUCCUAUUUAAAGAUGUGUUUCCAGAAACAAACAGCUUCUAAUGGUUUUGUCAAAGGCAAAAAAAGAAAUACUGAUGAUUAAAUGAAAGUGGAAGUAGUACAAAGAGAGGGGGAGAGCAUUUCUUGAAAGCAGAGAAGGGUCAGAAUUGUCAUUUGGACCCUGUUGAAGUCAUCCUUCAGGUUCAUCUGUAAGAGGAUAUGUUUUUUAAUGCAGGUUGUAUUUGUCCAUAGGAAGGAAAUACAACUAUAGCCACAUUGGUAUCCCUCUCCUGUCAUUCACUGUAGCAGAUGGGUCAGAUGCCUGGACUUCUACCCUAGAGUCAAGAUGCAAAAUUUCCAGAAUUUUUGAAUACAAGGGGGGAAAUUGCUUGGAAAUUUGGGGAAACAUGUAAGUUUGCAAUAUUUGGGCACCUAAUCUAAAAUUACUACUUUUAAGAAUAUAAAAUAUAUUAUGUAAACGAGGGGGCGCAUACUUGUGUGAGAGAGCACAUACUUAGGAAGCAGAAAUUUCUAGAUUCAGUCCCUGGCACUUUUAAGUUAGAAAAGAAAUCUGGCAGCAGGUAAUGAGAGAGACCUGUCUGAGAUGCUAGAGAGCUACAGCUAGUCAUAGAAUGAUAGAAUUGUAGAGUUGGAAGGGAAUCUCAACAAAAGCAUAAUUUUAAAAGAGAAAAUGGUUCCUAAGACAGUUUCCAUGUUUUCCAUGGAAUUUUUAAAUAAAACUUUGGAAAAAUGCUUCCCUCUACUUUCAUAUCUAUAUUGAAAGUUCAACUGCAUGAAUGGUUAGGAAGGUGCUAUAUAGUAUGUUUUAUAACUAUGCUCACCUCUCAUAUUUAAACUUACAUGCAGGUGAAAUUCCCUAGAGAAGUUUGCUGAAAUAAAAUAACCAGAGUUUGCUGUGUUCCCACAGUUCUGUUAUACGUCCUCGUAUGGGUCUUAAAUUCUGCUGUGCCUGCACCAUUCUUAAGUGUUUUUUCCCCUCUGAUUAUUCAUUUGUGUUGCACCUUUGAUCCUUUAUUGUCCCUGGUGAUUUUUCUUCAAAGCUGGCGUGUGGAAUGAUUUGUAAAUACUUUUGUCAUGCUCUUCACCCAAGUGUUUCUAACUUUAAUUGGAGAAAAGUCUUCAAAUCAUCUCCUGGAAUUUUUUAAAAAAGUGUUAUAUUACAAUUUUAUGCAUUUAUUUUUUCUCAUUUAUGCUGUAUCAGAUAUGAUUAAUGCAUGAGUGCAGCACUCAAUUACUCCGGCAGAAUGUAUUAGUUGCCUCCACUGAAUUGUGUUCAGGGUGCUGUGAGAUGCAUGAAAACUGCUGUGCAUACAUGCAAACCAUCAGUUGGUUUGUGAGAAAUCCUCGUAAGGCAAAUGUUAUUAAUGAUGAAGAUUAAAUGAUACAUAUUAUCUGCUCAUUUUCUUUAGCAUGGGGAGGGGAUAUGAAACAUAGGUUGUGAAAUGUGUUGCACUUUUUUAAAAACCCCACCUUUAACCUAAUGGAUAGGGCGAGUUUUAAACAAUAUCUACAUAAUCUGGCAUACUAAUUUAUAGUAAGUGGAAUAUAUAUGUAAAUUCACAAUAUGCUAUUUAUUGAGUUAUAACUUAACAAUUUUGAAACUGUAUUUGGUUGGUACUGUCCAACAUGCACCCAUAAAUUUUAUCAUUUGGAGGCCUAUCUUCUGUGGAUAUGACUAGUGGAUGUGACUACUUGAAGUGGUGAUCUGAACAUUUUACGAAAUCUGCUGUUCGAAAGAGGAUAAUCAUUUAAUGUAGCAGGUAGCUGAAAGUUUGGGGUGGGGGAGAGAUGUUCAUUUUGCUUUCAUUCCCCAUAAUUUGCUUCUAAAUCUACUUUGAAAAAGAAGUUGUUUUCAAGAUGUUGCAAGAUAGAUGUAAUUGCACUUGCUUGUAAGUAGCAGUAAUAAUUAUCUUGAGGCUAAUGUGCUUCAGCAGCAACACUUCAUUCAUGACUACUUUCCAUAAAGCUGGUAUGACAUUUUUGCUCUAUAAGUUAAUGUUAUGUUGGAAUGUAGUAUCAUCCAGCUGUGUGUAGUUACUUAGCUAAUGUUUACCUACAGUUUAAUAACCUUUCAAAGUACUACAAAACCUGAAAGAUUCUAUAGCAUUUUAUGUAGUUGUGGGUCUUGGUCCAGCGGGUUAGCUUUUAUGUAGAGAGCCCUGUUUGUCCAGGGCUUUUUCUGCUCUCUUCCAGAGGAAAAUAUGGGUGGUGCUCAUGCAUUCUGAACAUUUUCUCGUGAAAAAAAGAGGGUGAUCUAACUAUACUAGUAGGGGGAAAAUUUCACUCAUAUGUUUUCCUUGCUUUGUUAGAAGGGCACAUCAUCUACUCUCUUCCAGUGAAUGUGGAUAAAACCUGCAUGUGUGAAGUCUCGGCAAGUUGCAUAUUAAAUUAAGCAUUUAUGCUAACGUCUUUUCUAUAAUUUUGUAAACGUUUUAACUUAAAACGCUCCAAGUGAGUUGGCAGGUGCCUCCAUUGCUACCUCUUAAAAGUUAGAAGGAAGACAGUGCAAUAAACAGCUUUGCUUGUGUAACCCUAGGUAGCACAGAGUUAUAUGCCAGAGAAAAAGUUAUUUAACUUGCCUACAGUGCAAAUCACUGAUAACUUAGGGUGCAGAUUAGCACUUUUCUAUUAUCUUCCUAAAGCUAGCUUAAAAAGCAGUUCUGGGCAGUUUUGAUUGUAAAUAUGAAAUGUUUGUAAUUUAAUGCCUUUAAUCAGUACAUAGGUAAAAGCAAUCAUAAAAUGAAAUCAUAAGAGAAUUGUGGUAGAAUAUGUAUUUUGCUUGCAGAAACUCCAGGUUCUAUCCCCAUCAACUUCUUUUAAAAGGAUUAAACAGUAAGUGAGGCCACUGACAGAGACCUUGCAGUGCUGGUGCCAGAUAGAGUAGGCCAUACUUGGUUAGAUGAAAUGAGCAUGAUGUGAGGCAGCUUCCUAUGUUUUGGAAAAUUAAAAAAAUAUUCCUGUUUUUGCAUUUCACCAAUAGAUAAUAAACUUAAUAGUUCCUAUACAGCAGGGGUGGCCAACUCCCAAGGGACUGCAAUCUACUUUCAGAAUUAAAAUCUGACAGUGAUCUGCCCCCGUUUUUUAGGGGUUCAGGUAAAAGUGGUUGACCUUUUUAUAGAGGAAUGAAAUACCCCGUUUUAUGCCCAUUUUGGGGGGGACCAUGUUGGGGUUCCAUGUUGGGGGGGAUGACUUUGAAGAGGGAACAGGAUUAGUUGCUCACCAAAACAGCUCUGUGAAAGCGUUUUGCCUCACAGCAAAAACUCCGUCUUCCAUUACAGAUAUCAGGAGAAAAUCCAGGCAGGGGAGAGGGGCCGGGUGCUCUUAGGCAAAAGCAAAGGAAAAUGAGCCCACGUUCGACAGUAACCAGGGAUGUCCAACAGGUUUGGUAGAUCACGGUCAGUUUUUUUAUAGUGGGAGUAGAUCACAGUCUCUUGAAAGUUGGACAUACCUGCUGUAUACCAUGCCAUCUUCAAUAGUUUUUAUAUCAGAGUAUGUUCAGUUCUGACUUUAUUUCUGUAAUCCUAGCAUCGGUAUUGAGGAUCCUCUAAAAUUAGUAUGUUUAUUUGAUUUUAAUUUAUGCUUUAUACUGCAGCUAAGCACCAACAGUCGACGCUUCCUGUCAAAGUACUCAAAAUUAGACAGUUUUUAAAGUCUUUACUUGAAUUGUGUGUCUACCACAUGGUGGUGCUAAUCAUUCAGUUGGUUUAGCAUUUAUUUUGUUUACUGAAAAUGCUUUCAUUAAGGGUGACUGUUUAAUAUGUAUUGGCAGUUUGUGAAGUAAGUGAAAGACAGUUCACUUACUUACCUUAAUGAAAUUCCUAAUUAACUUAGUACGUAUUAGUAGUGACGCAAUGAAUAUAUUACUCUUGAGUUUUUUCUUUUCCUGAAAUGUCUUUAAAGGCUGCUGUUCUCAGUAAUGUUUCCUUGUGAUGCACAGGGUAUAUGGAAUAAUUUGCCCCCCUUUUCCAGCUACCAUCAUCUGCAACCCUUGUCAAAAUAGAGCCAGAGUGGUGUAGUGGUUAAGAGUGGUAGUCUCGUAAUCUGGGGAACCGGGUUCGUGUCUCCGCUCCUCCGCAUGCAGCUGCUGGGUGACCUUGGGCUAGUCACACUUCUCUUAAGUCUCUCAGCCCCACUCACCUCACAGAGUGUUUGUUGUGGGGGAGGAAGGGAAAAGGAGAUUGUUAGCCGCUUUGAGACUCCUUCGGGUAGUGAUAAAGCGGGAUAUCAAAUCCAAACUCUUCUUCUUCUUCUUCUACUUCAUAGCACUUUGCUUGUGACAUGAAAAUACAAGAGAUUCUGUCUUAAACUGUAAGGAUUGUUUUAUUGAAGUUCAGAGGGACAAUGACAGUAUAAGAAAAAGUUUUGUCAAGUAAAUUUACAGACUACUGAGUUUCAGCAGAGAGUUUUCCAACAGAUUAAAUUAGUGUUUCUCAAACUUUGGGUCUCCAGCUGUUGUUGGACUACAGCUCCCAUCAUUCCUACCUAGCAGGAGCAGUGGUCAGGGAUGAUGGGUACUGCAGUCCAACAACUGUAGGAGACCCAAGUUUGAGAAACAUUUGUUUAAAUAAUGCAAAAACCAUACUUCUCCCAUUCCCAGCUUGGGAUGGUGAGUAGAAGGGAAGAGAUGCAUUGGCUUAACUGUUGGACAUUCAGUGAAAGUUUGCCCCAUCUGAAUAUCCUGCAGGACUAUUGGCUGCUGGAAAGACAACUGCAGUCUAGCUCUUUAUGGGGUCAUGAAUUCUUUUGUUCCAAGAAUAUCACAGUUUGCUUAUAUUUAACCAUGCCUACCUCAGAACCAAAAGUGGGCCAUUUAAUUUCUGUCUCCAGCACUCUGUCACCAAAAACACUUACAGUAAAGUGAAUAGCUAACUCUCAGUACUAGAAUGAGGGUUCAUUCAGUUAAGCUGAAUGUUGGGUGAUACAAAAGGAAGUACUCCACACAGUGAGUGCGUAGUUGAAUAUAGAAUUUUCUACUGCAGGAAGUUGUGAUGGUUUGGACAAGCUAUAAAAGGGGAUUAGACAAAUCCAUGUAGGAUAAAGCUGUCGAUGGCUAUUAGCAAUGAUGGAUAUGUUGAAAUAUCUGAGGCACUAGUCCUCAGAAUAACCAUUUGCUGGGUAUCACAAGUAGGUUGGCCAGUGUGAGAACAGAAUGCUGGACUAGAUGUGCCUUUGAUUUGAUCCAGCAGUUAUGGUCUUACAUUCUUAACUGAGCUUUUUUGCUUGGGCAUCAAGAAUCUGGAGGAAAUGUGUUAAGAAGACAUCUUAACACUUCUUAACUGUCUGGGGAGUGGGGAGAAUACAUAACAGGGGUGAAAAUAUAUUUAACUGAGGGAUGUACAGUGGGGAUUAACACGAUCCAAGUUAGUCAAAACGGGAAAAAUUAGUAUCUGUGGAUCAAUUUUCAUUCUGGCUGAUGGGUUCUAUUGCUAGGUCUACGUCCAAAGUUCAGGAUAUUCCUACUUCUGAUAAAUAUAUUUACUAUUUUCCCCCACAACAUUAUCCCUCAGGAUAUAUAGAAAUAAUGAAAGUAGGUGAGAAACAGGCUUGUGCCUUGGUGCCACAGGUUUAUAUAGAGCACCAUGUUCUCAUUGUUGAGAAUACCAAGAGAUUGACAUUUCUGUGCUUGGGGUGAAGAAGGGACCCAUCACCCUUUUUAAUGUUUCCCAGGCCCUAGUGACUCUUCCCAAGUCUCAUGCCAUGCUUUGCCUGGGACAAUAUUUUGGUUACCUUAAAUUCUAGUUUUUCAUCGAGGUUUUCUGCUCCUUUGCUCAUUUUAAACCCUUCUCCCCAAUUCUCUGCUUUUUCUGCUGUGUUUCUCUUUCACCUGAUCCUUAUGGGAAAAUCCAAAUGUGUGGGGGAAAAUAGAGAGAGAGAAGAGGAUGAGAAGGCUUUACUUCCUCUCAUUGGAGAAGAGGGAGCAUGACCAAGUUGAGUCUGGGAAUCCAGCUGUAUUGUCUUCACCUCUUCAUAUACUUGCUAGCAUUCAUGCAUGCUAGUUGUAUUUAAGUGCAGUCUCCCACACUUCUUUCCUCUAAACCUCUUGCCUACUUAAUAUAUUUUGUUUAAGAAGGCUUUUCCUGGGGUCUAACUCAGUCAUUUAAGGAAUGUCAAUUGUAGAGCCCCAGAAAUAGUUGUAUUGUUUUUAGAAUGUGUAAAUAUGGUUUUAUUUUAUUUUAUUUUAUAGCUCGUUGAAAUGAUUUCAUUAUUUUUAGAAUUUGUAUUUUGAUGUCCUAUUUCAUUCUUCUACGCUGCUUAAAUGGUGUUAUUGCUGUGAGGUGGUCUAUAAAUGUGUUAAAUAAACUCCACAGGUUUCUGUCUAUAUCUGUGCCAUGGACAGAAACUGGGGAGGAGCCAUCAGGGACUGAGAUGCAUACUGAAGCUAGUCAGUUGACUGUUUGCCUGUCCCCUGGGUGGAGGAAUGGGUUAACCCAUUAGUUGAUGGGUGCCUUGUUCACUCUAGGAGAGAAAGCAUCUUCAAGGUAAGUAACCAGUGUAUCAUUUAUGUGUAACCACUGCUCUGUUUCUGUUAUUUUCUUGCUUCUUUGAUCACAGUUUUGCAUAUUCAGUGGUACCGCGGUUUAAGAACAGUCCUGUUUAAGAGCGAUUCGGUUUACGAACUCCGCAAAACCGGAAAUAGUGUCCCGGUUUACGAACUUUACCUCUGUCUAAGAAUGGAAUCUGAACGGUGGAAGGGAACUGGUGGCGGUUGGUUUAAGAACACUUUUGGUUUAAGAACGGACUUCCAGAACGGAUUAAGUUUGUAAACCAAGGUACCACUGUAGUAGAUCUUUGCAGUGUGCUUGCUCACUAUACAAAUUGCUUUACUUACUAUACAAAAGGACAAAAAGUUUAUUCAGCAGUACUACUGAUCCCUUCAGUUUUUUAAUACGGUAAUUUUUUGGUAAUUGGAUUUGCAGCUAAAAUAACUUGUGAGAUUUUCUGAUUCCAUCCAGGUUAGAGAUACAAAUGUUGACCCCUUUGAAUGCUUAUACUUUCUUUUCCAUGGCAUGUUGUUUGCAGUUUGGUUCUACAACAUUUAUUACAGAGAUAAAGAUAAGGCUUCUGUCAUUCAAUUUGAUAUGCUUCAAGAUACAACUGAUUGCAUGAUGUAAAUCUUUAGCCACUUAAACUUGUGAAAAAUGAACUGUGCUCUUCGUAGGUGACUGAAGAUCACUUCAUAGCUGAUGAAUUUCCUAUAUGCAUAUUACUUUUCAUGCAUGAUGAAUAUAUUUGGCUGUGGUACAUGUGUGCUUAAGAUUAUGCUUAUUUGGUCUCCUGAUUGUCUUCCAUCCAGGCUAUUGAUCAGUUCCAUGUCUGCUUAUCUGACCAUGCUGUGCCAUCAAAUGUUUCUAUACCAUUCAUUGAGUUAGAAUUUACAAACAUUCUAAACAGAAGUGGCAUCCAUGUAGGAAAUUAACAUAUAUGAAGCAUUUCUUUUUAGUUCUCUUGGCUUGAAGAAUGGGGAUCUGUUCAGUAUCAUGUUAAGGCACUGAAGUUUUAUAAGGCUGAGCCACCACCCACCCUCCUAUUUUGCUUGUCCGUAUUCUCAGCAGUUCACUGAAUAGAUCUAAGAAAAUGUCUGAUAAUGGUUUAAUUGCUUAAAAUCUUAGUAUUUCUCAAUAAAAGGGCAAUGGUGAAUGCUGUUUUCCCGAAGAUUUCCCUUUCAUAGGUAAGCACUUUUUACAGUCAGGACUUCGUUAGUGAAAUAAACUUUUUGGAUAUUAACUAGAAGUAUGCCUGUAUACUUAAUACAUUUUUAAAUAGAACAAAUGUGUGCUAUAAUUUGCUAAUAUUCUCAGUUCCUAAUAAUCUUCAAUUGCCAGCAUUAUAAAAAGUAAUAUGAAACUACAUUACAUGUCAUCUAUGCAGUAGGAAUGUAAUAAAAUUAUUGUCUAUCAUGAGUGGUUAUGUAUACCCCUCAUGCUUCAUUCUACCUCUUUGUACUUAUAUGUACCUACCAAAUGAUCCAACCUCUUUUGUCAGUAGGCCUUGUAAUGUUUUUUCUCCUGUUAGACAUGGGUCAUCCUUCUGCCUUGUAUAAGGUUUUGGAUAAUUAAACUGACAUUCACAGCAGUUGCACUGAAUUUUCUACAGUUAUGAUUGGCCCUUGUCCCCCCCUCUGUUGUAUUUGAAGUAUUGAUGAUAUCACUGCAGCUCAUAUGUUUUUAUGGUGACAGGCAGCUUGUUGUUCACGAAAUCCAUGCUGCGUCUGAGGUCAAUUGGAAUAUGCAUAUAUUUAAUUGUGAUACACAUAGUUUUUAAUUAUUAUUUUAAAAAUACAUUUAAAAUAUUUUAUGUACAGUAGUUAUACUAUGGUACAAUCUGACAUGGUCAACUUUAAAUAAGAACCUGAUUGUGCUGGAACUGUAUAAAGACAAUAAUAGUUAUUAUUAUUAUCAUUAUAUUUAUUUAUUUAUUUAAUAUGCCACCCAUUCUGCUGGGUUGCUGGUUUCCUAGAUCCAACACCAUCUAGGAAAGGAUUGCUGUAUGUAUUGUGAAUUAAGUCUAGAAAACAAAGUCUUGGCCAUUGGGGACAGCCCCAUGAAAUUGUUUCAAUUGUUUCAAUGUAUUUAGAGAUAUUCUUGAUCUAUUUAUUUUUCGUUUCUCUAAGAGAAUUAGCUGAAUGAAGCAAAUAGUAUUUUUCUUGUGGGAAUAAACUUCAGAAAAGGUGUUCCAGCUUCCUACAUAAGCUUGCUUGAAGAAUGAGAUGAAAAAAUGCCUUAAAAAUGGAUGUGAUAGUUUUACAUUGGUUGGUGAUUAUUGUACCUAAGAAUUAAAUAUACACAAACAUGUCACACGAUGUCAAUUGAAUUACUAUGUCGAAAAUCUUCAUAUAUUUACCUGACAAUAAGUCCAGUCUUGAGGGUUAAUUCUUUUUUGCCAGUCUGUACUGUCAAAUAUAUUUAAGAAUAACAUAGUAUAGAUUUAAUACGUGAUUUGCUGAGCUGUGCAACCACACCUGGAUGUAUAUUUGAGGGAAUAUUUUUAUUUUAAUGGAAACCUUAAAAAUAGUUUUUAGAAGGAAUACAUUUCUUCCUGUCCAUUAAUGCUUAGCCGUUAGGCUCCAUUAAUUGAGAAAAUAAAUAAUAACAAAAAACUUGUGAAUCCAGUAAGACAUUUAAAUGAAUACUUACGUUUGAAAAAUAAUAAUAUAUAUAUACUGUAUGUACGAGACAUGUGAUUUAUUAUAGUCAUUCUACAGAAUGAACAUUUGCUUAUGUAUUAUAGUGAGACACUUACUGAGAUGCUGGUGCUGUUUUGCAGUUUUUAAAGAUUGGAUUUAUGGUUGACGCAAUGGAAGUUUCAACCUUAAAUCUGGUUCCAUAUCCAGCUUGGUUCAAUAUUUUGAUUUCAAUGCUGCAGGUGCAGAAAAUCUCCUUUCAUAUAAAUAUUGUAGCAAAAGGCACAAUGUGCUUCACAGCUUUAUUGGAUAUUUCCAGGUAUUUAGAACAGAAGUCAAGACAGGUGCUUUUGAAGUCAGCCGGAAGAAUCAUGCUAGGAAAGUUCUGUUAAACUGUCUUGUUCUUUUGAAGUCAGAUCGGAGAGUACAGCAAUAUCAACACUCACAAAGGGGUUUCUAAUCUAGUUGUAUCUUUUCUCGGGAAUGGGAUACUGUACUUGGAGGCUUUGCACGUGUUCAUUUAUGUCGAUAACCGCAUUUGUGAUGCGAUUAACAAAUCUGAAAGACAUAAAAAUGAUAGGACUGAUUGGCUCAAUGAGACCACAGACUUAAUUUUUUGGUCAUAGCUUCUAUUUUUAUCCUUAACUUUGAACAUAUUUAUGGCCUUUCCCUGAAGACUUGAUUCUGUACACAUGGCUGGAAAUAGCAGCUAAUAUGCCAGUUUUGCUAACCAAGAAAAGUAACUCGAGUAAUGUGGAAAAUGAAAUUUUGAAGCAGAAAAGUCUUCAAUUUAUCCUGUACUUUGAAUAGGCAAGUGAGAGUAGUUGAAUCUUGAUCACUGGUUGUCUCCUCAAAUAGAGCUGCAAAAAUUAAGGCGCAAGCCUUAAUGAAAUUAACAGUUUAUAUAGAUUCAUCUGAAAUAGUCCUAAGCUCAAUAUGUAUUUUUUUCUUUGCAAGUGAUUCCCUGUUCUCCUUUGACUGACAGGUAACAGGGUAGGUUGAUAACAGUUGUCAAUUAUUUGGCCAUUCGCUCCACACUUUGCAUUCUGAAUUUGAGUUAAGUUCUAAUGAGGGACAGGAAAAACAGGCUCCUGCAUAGUGCAGAAAGUUUAAACAUGCCUUCCUUGCACCGGCGGGUGGUAAAAGAAAUCAAGCGCAUGCAUUGGUAACUUUCAGACUUGAUUACUGCAGGGCUUGGUCCUGGUCCAGAAGCUCCAUUCUUCACUAGCUAGACCACUGGUCCCCAUUCUUUGCCAGUGAUGCAGAGGACUCUUAUCCCAACUAGAGGAUGGCCAGUAUUUAUUUCUUUAUUUAAAUUGUAUAGUGCCCUAUACCCAAAGAACUGAGGGCAGUCCUUCCUUAUGUUCAGGAUUCUCCAGUAAAUUGGCGUUCAUUAUUCAUGGCUGGACUUGCCGAUCAGAAGGUUGGUGAUUUGAAUCCCCGUGACGGGGUGAGCUCCCGGUGCUCGGUCCCUGCUCCUUCCAACCUAGCAGUUCGAAAGCACGUCAAAGUGCAAGUAGAUAAAUCGAUACCGCUCCGGCGGGAAGGUAAACGGCACUUCCGUGCGCUGCUCUGGUUCGCCAGAAGCGGCUUAGUCUACGCCGGCUCCCUCGGCCAAUAAAGCGAGAUGAGCGCCGCAACCCCAGAGUCAGUCAUGACUGGACCUAAUGGUCAGGGGUCCCUUUACCUUUAUUCAUGGCUGAGAUAAGGACUUCUUUGAUCCUGAAAUGAUUGCAUUCAAAGGUGCAUCAAAGGUCAGAAUGCUUCAGCCGAAGCAGAAGCCAGAGGUUGCUUUGUGUGACACUGCAGUCUGGCCUCUGAUACUUAGUGUGAAGUAUAUAUCAGGAUUCGUGCCCCAAAGGCUUUGGGACAUGCCUGGAUGUUGAGUGAAGUGAAGUAGCAGAACUCUGGUGACUCGUGGGCUUUAAACAGACACAGAAUGCAGCAAAAUCAUCAGUAGAAAGUUUACUAAGGCAAAAUAGUUUUACAUUUGGGUACCAGGUCCCUGGUACAGCAGUCUCAAGCUCAAUUCAGAGCAUAAUCUAGUUACAGUAUAAAAAUUCCACACCAACGUAAAAACUAUAUACACAGAGAGAAUAAAUCAAAGCAAGUACAUUAACAGGAAUAAAGAAUGAGACUGAGUAGGAUUAUAGCAAUUAUAGCUAGUCCAGGGGUUGUAUGACCUUGGAGGAAACAGAUAACACAGUAUAAAAACAGCAGCUGCAUUCCUGCUCCCUAGAGAACUUUUGAACGCUAGAAUAUACUAGAACACUUCUGUUAGCUUCUAUAAGCUUCUAUUAGUUUCUGUACUUCAUAAAAGUCAUCAUACCCUGACAGUAUACCUUAAGAGCCAAACUGUUCUAGCCACAGCCCCUUCUAACCUUCAAUAUGAACAGCAUUUGCUUUGGAAUUCUCAUUAGCAGGCCUGUGUUUUAAAUAUUUUCUCACAUACUAUGGAGUGUGUUAAAUCCUCACCAAUUCUACUCAGAAGUAAUUCUGGUUGAAUUCAGUGGUGCUUAAAGGUAAAGGUACCCCUGCCCGUACGGGCCAGUCUUGACAGACUCUAGGGUUGUGCGCUCAUCUCACUCUAGAGGCCGGGAGCCAGCGCUGUCCACAGACACUUCCGGGUCACGUGGCCAGCGUGACGAAGCUGCUCCGGUGAACCGGCACCAGAGCAGCACACGGAAACGCCGUUUACCUUCCCGCUAUAAAGCGGUACCCAUUUAUCUAUUUGCACUUAAGGGUGCUUUCGAACUGCUAGGUGAGCAGGAGCUGGGACCGAACGACGGGAGCUCACCCCGCCACAGGGAUUCGAACUGCCGACCAUGCGAUCGGCAAGUCCUAGGCGCUGAGGUUUUACCCACAGCACCACCCGCGUCCCCAGGUAAAUGGUGCUUACUCCCAGGUAAAUGGGAUUGGGGUUGCAGCCUGAGUUAGAGCAGGAACUCAAUCAUAUUGUUCCAGUACUUCUAUCAGUUGCUCAGAUUCCCAUUCCAACUGUGGACCUAAUUCAGAUUUCUGGUCUUAGUCUCUUAAAGCUCUAAAUGGUGUAGGACCAGGCUUCCUGAAAUACUGCAUUCUCCAAAAUAAACCUACUCAAACCGUGAGAUUCUCUUCAGAGGCCCUACCAAGCAAAGUGAGGCUGGGGAAUGCUACUUAAUGGCCUUCUCAGUGGUGGUAUUUCAGAUUUAGAAUGUCCUCUCCAGAGAGUCUGUGGUAAAUCUGAGUGUGGUUUAACUUUUGAACUACAGUUUAUAAGUUCUAUAUGUUUGGGUUGUCAGUGUUCUCCAUGCUAGAAAUUUUAAUGCAGCCUUUUCUUUUUAAUGACCCUGUUUUCAUUUGUAUUUUGUAUCACGUUGUAAGUUGCCUUGAGAAUAGUGCUGUUGGAUACUUUUCUACUACCUUUUGGUGUAUUCCUGGGGUGAGGUGAACAAUCUGGUGUCCAAUUUCAACUAUAUUAAAAUCUUGGAUUUCUCCAUUGAUUAAUUUGGGCGGCUCUCACUUUUAACUUUGGAAACAUUUGUGCAUGAGUGGUACCAUUUUGGCUUAAUAAGGACCACACUUGAAGAAUGAAUUUGCUACUAUUAUAGGAUUAAUAAGGAUGAUAGGACAAAUGAUGUGAACUUCCUUUUUUGCUUCUUUGAUACAGAGGAAGACUCUGGCAGUAUCCCAGCAAUAAUAGCUUGAGGCUGUAUAGAGGGAAUGGUAAAAUGUGGCUCUGCACUUGCUCAUGGAGAGAUACAAUGGAGAGCUUAUUUGUGGUAGACAUCACCCGUCACAACUUCAGAAGAUGUGCAGUUUGCCAAGGAGCCUUCAUUUGCUGUAAACUGUCAGUUUGAUACUGAGUGAAUGUUUCAAAUUACUUUAUUCUCAUUUAGAUGUUCUCCUUAAACUAUACGAAACAGCAAAAUACCAGUUUUAGAGUAAUCCAGAGCUGCCCCUGUGCCUCAAAGAUAUGAAAUAUUUAUUUUUGUGUUUGCAAAAAAAAAAAAAAAGUAUUCAAAAUAUUUCCCCAUCUUGUGUUGGCAGAUUAUUUUUUUGGCCCUGAACCAAUUGCUAGGUUUGUUCCUUCAUUUCACUUCAGUAAUCUGCCCUAUAUAUUGAAUUUUUUACUUUUUCUAACUAAUACAGAAUGCUAUGUUUGCAGGUGUUUCCCAAAAGCGGCUUGCUAUCUGAGGUGCAACUGCAGUGCUAGCUUCCUGGGUGGUCGGGUGCUGUUGUUUACUGAGAGGAGGAAGGGCAAGUUGUUGAGGAGGUCAGGAGAUUAGCACAACAACGUUGGCUGCAGUGAUGUGUUUGCGGUAUGCCAACCCCUACCUUACUCUUAAGCGCUAGCAGCCCAACUGCUAGGAAGCUAGUGUAAUGGCUUCACUGAACCUGACGAAACACUGCCGGUGUUUCCUCUGCAAAAGUUUAGCUUUCUGCAAAAAUCAUAGGUGGAAUGUAAAUCCUUUUGCUAACACAACUGACAGCUAAUGGUUGUGUGACAUGGCUCUCUCAGAAAAAGGUGCUGAAGCUGGGGAAAACAAAACAGAUUUUGGGUGCUCUCCCACUGAAGAUGUCCCUUACUGAAUGUAAAUAUUUUGUGGACUGACAUCUAGGGGUGAUGAGAGUUACUUUCUCUAAGGAAAAGGUAAGAUAUUUGAGAGAGUAAUUCUGGGGGUGUUGCCAGACAUCACCCACCCAUUUUUGCUUUUCAAAGGGUAACUCCUCCAGUUAAGUGUGAAUCUGAUGAAAAUAAGUUUGAUGUACAUAUACAAUGUGAUGUAAAAUACAUGAUGAUCGUAUCUAAUGUGAAACGUAAUAUGAGCCAUACAUUUAGGAACGCUUGCAUUUUCUUUUCUUUCACAAUUUACCUGAACUGCCUAGUGAGCAAACUGGGCUUAGUCAACAUCACUGCAUAGAAGUAUGAAUGAUUUCUUUUUGUAGAUGCAAUUUGCACUUUGAUUAAAAGGUUAAUAGUUGUAAUGGCACAGAGGUUUCGGGAUGAACUACAGAGACCCCAUACCAUUUCGGGAGCAGAGGCAAUUACGGUCCAAUGCAGCCAUUGCUAAUCUGGGGGGUGAGAUUCUUCCUGCACUACUGGGACUCUCCUUGCCAUUCAGAUUUGAAAUGGCGAAUCACAGCCAAGCUGGUGGGCAGUACUUGAGUGGCAGACCUCUCUGGAGCCUAUUUUUCUCUUGAACAUUUAAACCGGCUGCACAGAGGUUUCAGAAUGAAAUACAGCUGAGCGGUUUUCACAGUGAGGUGUUGCCUAAUUACUCCAACAAAGCUUCCCCCCCCCCCCAUUUUCUGUUGACAAAAGUUCAAAGUCCUUCCCACCUCUAAAUCAUACAACUUUCUGUCCAUUGUUUUGCAUGUGUUAUUUGUCCAGGUACAUACAACCUACUUCUCUGCUAUAAUAGUACACACAUUUAGCUGUAGAAAUUUUAUAUUUCAGCUGUAUUAGCCUGGAGGUUAUGUGGUAUUCUAUCCAUUUUGUGUUGUUUAUGUUGACAUUACAAGUAUUCAUGUUCUGCUAAAUUUUUAUUAAAACUGUCUUGGAACAUACUUACAUACAAAUAUGGAAUAUUUGACUGCAUGUCUAACUUUCAUUUGUACUUCUGAAUACUGGUUUUUAGUACUUCGUGCUAACAAUACUACUGCUUUUCCUGAAAGAGCAUACGACACUCUUGGUUCUGUGAGUCUAUUAAUGACUUAAGUAGAACUAAACACUUUAUAAUUCUGCAUUUUCUUGAAUUUUUUUUCUCCACAUGAGAAAAUGUAUCAUAUUUGGGAAAGGGGUACCUUAAAAAAAAUUCUGAAAAUGGGUUUUCUCAUUUAACCUAUGAUAUUUGCACAGUUCCAUUCUUGUGACUUCAGUGGAGUCUGCAGUCUGUGCUAAGUUGCAAUCGAUGUCAGGGGCGCAUGGCUUCUCUCAGUAUUCUAAACUGGCUUGUAAACAUAUUGUAUUGAAGCUGUUUGAAAUCUGAUGCUUCAAUAUUUAUAAAUUUUAUUAGGAAGUUUAAUACUGUUACUGACCACUUUUAGUCUUACAGUAAUUUUAAUAUUUUUGGUUUUAAUCUUGUAAUGGUUGGAUAUAUUUAUCAGAACAGCUUAUUUUUGUAGAUCUGCUUGACUUUUCAUGGUUUUCUUGUGUGUAUUGCCUUAGGUUGCCUCUGGUUGUAAGGUGGGAAAGUGGAAAACUGUGUGUCUUGACUUUAUUAUUCUGUGUUGCAGUUUUUAAUAACUCCAUUCUGAAUUUCUUCAAGUUAUCUAUUAAUGGAAUUGUUUGAAAACCCACACAAACUUUUAAUCUCCAAUAAUAUCUGUGUUCUACUAGCCUUUUGACUUCACUAAAAAGUCAGCUUACUCCCCCUUCCCCACCCCAUUUUAUGAAUGCUACCAUUAAGUCCUAAUUUUGCUUUUGAUGAAUAUUGUUCCAUCUCUUCUAUAGACCUGGUUUUUAGUAAUGAAUUCAACACCUGUGUUUUGCAUGAUUUGGAUUGUAAGGGAUAAUAUAUUAAUAGUUGUGUCUUUUCUUAAUUGCACAGUUCAGUGUACUUGCACAUUAAUGAUCUCAAAUGAUAAGUAGUAUGAUUUUAAGCCCAUAUGGCAGGAUUGUAAACAAGUCCAAUAACACACAGAGACACUUAAUCUUCCACCUACACAUAGCUUUUAGUUAUUUGAAGACUUGAAAAAACCCCUUCAUUUUCAAUUUUCUGAGUUUGCUUGCCUGAUUCUUACUGGCCGAGACCAUUCUUAAUUCAGUACAGGCUACUGGAGUAUUUGCUCACCUGCCUUAAGACAGUGACCUACUGCUGCUAUGACUUUUUACUCCUAAUUGUAUUCUAUAUUGUGAGUUUUCUUAAUUUAUGGCCAUUGCACAUAACGCUUCCAGUCUGAAACAUUUUAAAGACUUCAAGCAGUAUCAUUCCAAACUGCCCAUUUUUUUGAUAAUAUGUGCUGUUAUUAAGGCUCAGAAGAAGAAUAACUAAAAAACAACAAUAUAAGCAACACUACAUACUUUCAUGCGCUUAGGGUCAGUACAUACUGUUUGUUCUGAAUAUCACAGGAUUGUGAGAAGAAUCAUACAAACAAAUUAAAUCCCUAUACACUAAUCUAAAUUGUUGCUGAUUUUCGAUCAUGGUAGUUUUUUUAUACUGUCUUGGAGUGCACUACGACCUGGUGCAGAAGUAAUAUUUCUCAAGCUAUUAUCUAUUGUCUGUUUGGGGACGAGAACAUUGCCCCUGUGGCACUGGAUGCCUGUGCACCAAAGCUCAAGAAUGUACAAGUUUGAGUUGAGAGUACGCAGUCCAGAUGUGUAGUCAACCUCUAGGGGCUUGUUUGGUUGUUACCCACCUCUUUGAUUCUGCCAGGUUUCUGAUCAGAAGAGAGUCUCAACUUCAUUUACUCCUCCUUGUUCCUUUGACCUUGAGCAAAAAUAACAUUUACACGAGAUCCUCUAACUAUAGAUAUGUCAGUUGGAAGAGUCUUGUGUAUUUACACUUUCUCAGCAAGCCCCAGAAUGUAGGACUUCAAUAAUUUACUAAGUUUUAAAACUUCUUUUUUUGCAGGAUUCCUCUGAUUUUAUGUAAAUCAGAAAAUUUGAUUUAUUUUGUAAUAACUGUGACAAAUUAAGUUUUGCUGUUGCUUGAAAAGAUGAGAAUGUUAAAGUAAUAAGUGAUAGGUUGAUUGUGAAAAUUAUGUUUACUUUCAGAGAGAACAGGAAAUGAGAAUGGGUGAUAUGGGUCCUCGUGGAGCAUUAAACAUGGGAGGUAGGGAUCUGAAGCAAAAGGCUCUUGUUAUUUCAAAAUUUAUUUGAGACUGUACAUGUUACUUAUGAGUAUUAUACAUUGAGAAGUAUUCUUGAAAUAUUUAUUUCUGUAGUGAAUCUUGUUCUUCAGGGUUUUUUUUGUUUCAAAUGUGAGUUAUCUUACAAUUAGGAAAAAGCAAAUGAACAUACAAAAUAUGGGCUGGUGGGUUGUUACUUUUUUAAUUUUAAGACUGUUUCUGAAGAAAAGCAAAAUACGAAUUGUAUCUAAUACAAGAAGAAAAGGUUGUGGGUUUUUUAAAAUUACUUCUUGAGAUUCACUUAUUUAAGUUUUUGAAUAUGUUGCCAUUUAUGGAAGAUGAUUCUGGAAAAUGAUUGGAAACAAAGUACAAUUAACAUUUAUCAAAGUCUCCUCAUUGUAACUGGCAUUAAUGAAGCACCUUUGUGAAAAUUUCAUGCUCUAUUAAGUUUAGCACUAUGUAUUCAGUAUCACCACAGUGAUUUAUUAUGGGGCAGCAUCCAAUUGUCUGCUAUGGUUUAUCAACUGAGAAAGUGCUACACUCCUUCAUGCUUGAAUUCCCCCACUCUUCUAACCAUGGCUAAGAUUUUGUGGCCAUUACUGCUUUCUACUUAUAUUUUCUGACCAUUCCGAAGAAACCAUAUUUGGACCUAAAGUCAUUAUCUAAUUUACCUUGUUGAGGCAAGAUGCUCAAAAGGGUGGUAGCUGCACAUGCUUCAGCUAGUCUUGGAUGAAGCUGAUUACCCAGAUUCAAUUCAUUCUAGUUUCAGACCUAGGUUUGAAAUUGAAACUGCUUCGGUUGUCUUCACAGAUGAAAUGUGCUGAAGGAGGGUAAGAGGAGAGUGAUGCUGCUGAUUCUGUUGACUAAGAAAGCAUUAAACAGUCCUGAUUUAUCUUACGGAAUAUUGCCUUCUGCAUGAGCCUCCCUGGCCCUUUCGAUCUGAGUGUGUGACCUUGCUUCUCCUUGCUUCAGAUUCCACCUUGUGUGGAGACUGAGCUGGCCUACAGAAGAAGUGAGGCUUUUACCAUUGCAGCCCUGAAGUUGCUGAAUGUCCUUCCAUAGGACCAACCAGAAAAGCAUUAAUUAUAUAUAGCACUGGGCAAACUAAACAAACAAUGGAUAAUAAAGAAUAAAUUUGGGUGGGGGGGGAGUGCGUAUUCUUGCUGCUUAAAAUUAAACCAUGGUUUAAUUUGAGCCGGUUAGUAUUGGGUUAGUAUAAAUUCUGAAAGCAAAAAGCUUCCUUUUGUGAAUGGAAGCGCUAAUUAAACAGCAUGUGUUUUAAAAUGGGCUGUCUGAUUGAAAUAAUUCUUUAAAAAAUUAUUUAAGGUUCUUAGUGCGCUUACAGUGAACAAAACUUCUAUGAACACUGUCUUUAGAAAUAGAUCCAGGAAUUUUACAUGCAACCAGCACACCCAAAUAGGCUUGACUGCACAUGUUUAAGAGUGCCACCCACAUUUAACCUGCUGGAAAGAUGUGUAGUUUACUCAGUGAAUUUGCUGUAAUUUCCAGAUUUGUGGACAGAGAUGGUGGGCAAGAUGUCUUGUUGCCCAUAAGUAUACAACUGAGGCACAGCAUUUUGAUGUGCACUUCUGGCAGGCAGACCUAUAUUGAACUUCAAGCACUUUAGUAUUGGAGCAUAGGUCUUUCCUCUCUCUAUUACUAGGAAAGAAAGGGAGAGGCCUAGUUAAGUCGAAUUGUCUACAUAAACUACAGAAAGCUUGGUCAGCUUUGGCACCCAGAUUAAUUCAUACAUGUGCUCAAAUAUUAGCCUUAUAUGUAAUAGAAUGAAAGUUCAUUUUACUUGUCAGUUUGUUUAAGUUCUUUGUUUACUUAUGUUUAAGAAAUAUGCACUUGGUUUGAAUAUAUAAGAAUCCUACUACUUCAUCAUUGUUCUAACCAAGCUUAGCUUGAGUAAUUUCCCCAACAAAACCGUGUGUGUGUGUGUGUGUGUGUGUGUGUGUAAAAAACACAGUUGUGGCUGAAGAGUCAAAGUCUAGCUAAAUAGACUUUAUUGAAAAUACUUUAUUUGAAGCAUUAAAAUGACAGCUGAAUAUCAUUUUAUAGCUGUCCUUAACCAAAUGCAUAGAGCAUACAAUUCUUGUCACUCAUCUCUGUUUCCUGGCACUGGUAAAAUUAGAAUCCUAAAUUCUAUGUUUCAGAGCCAAAGUAGGUUUCAUGGGGGAAACAAUAUUCUGUUUCUUCAUGUUUCUGCCCUCCUUUCAUGUGAAGCUGGUGUGGUAGAGUAAAGCUGAUUUUUCCACCCAAAAAUCAUGCAUGUUAACCUCCCUCUGCUCUUAUAAUCCUAGGCAUUUUUCUGCCAGUCCAGCUUUCUUUGUUUAACAGAUAGGAAAGACGUACAGGAGUGAUGGAGUGUGGCAAGAUAGUUUGUGUGUGUAUAAGGUUCAGGUCUCAUUCAUAUGCCUCUUUUUCUAUAACAUACUGAACAUAAACCCCUGCCUUAAAUGUAAUGGGACACUGACUUGAAUAUACAAACAUGUCCCUAAAAUCAUGGAUCUCACUCUUGCUAUCUCUCUCUCCCUGUGUGUGCGCGAAUAUUUUUUAAUACAGUAUGAUGAUUCCUUCUGCAUUUCUAUAAUGUACAGUUCACGUCUUAACUCAUGGGUAUUACUAUUUUCCACUACAAGUCAAUGUGCAGCUGUUUUUAUAAAUGAAGAGGUUAACUACUUGAGUAUAAAUAAGUACAAUACGUUCACAAAGUUAAGUGGAUUCAUACUCUGAUUAGUAAAGCUGAAUAAGUUGCCUACUACUUGAACAGAAAUACCUCUGGGUGACUGCUUUCAGUUUCAUUCAUUCUUAUUUGCGCACAUGUGAUAGUAUCUUCUACCGUAAACCUCUUAAGUUAAUUUUAUUUGUCUUGUGAUUCAAAUUUAUUUGCUAAAAACCAUGGCGGGGGGGGGGAGAAGCUAUGAAAAAGCUGCGUUACACACAAAUGCUGGCACCAGGCCUCUUUGGAUUGGGGCCAACUUGAAAGUUACUGCAGUUACCUGUCUGAAUUGGUAACUUUAUGGAAAAUAAGUAGAGCUGAAACCUAUAAACAGUUUAAGCACUUAAUUUCAGCAGUAACUUUCAGUAACUAACUUUUUCUUAAAACUUUAUGGUGGAAGUAAAUGUACAGUCUCAAAGGAUAAAAGCAAUUUGUUCAUUUAAUUGAUGUUUUGUAUAGUUUGUUGUUAUUGUAAAUUUUAAAAUUCAGUUAGGACAGCUCUAAGUGUAGACUGUUUUGCAUAGAUGCCUUUAGCCCAGCACCUGCUGGAAACCAAGGUCCUCCUCCUCCACCUCCAAUGAUGGGUAUGAAUAUGAACAACAGAGGAACAAUGCCUGGCCCUGCAAUGGGUCCUGGUCCUGCCUUGGGACCAGAAGGAGCUGCAAACAUUGGAGCCCCAAUGAUGCCAGAUAAUGGAACUGUGGUAAUGUAUCACAAAAUUUUAAUUUUGUCUCUACAUUGUGGCACAUCUCUUUGCUGCAAAGAUAACUUCACGCUAAAACUUGUUUAGAAUAGACCUUUGAGUUAAUAAAUACCCUUUGAGAUUGAAAAAUAAUUGAAAAACAAACUUAACUGCAGUCUUGUUGAUAUUGUUAUUGACAUGUAUUAAAAGUGAUUAUACCCAAGAAUUAUGUACACAGAAUUAAUUGCCAAAAUUGUUUUACAGCCAGAAGGCCGUUUUUCACACUUUUGCAAUGAUCAAAGUAGAGGAAUGCAAAAACAAAACAAUAUAUUAUUUUAUAGACAACAAAUAUAAUUGGUUAUUCUUAUUUUGCUGUAUUGGGGCAGGUAAACCUAUAAUAUGAUUGCUGUUGAAAUGACACAUAGUGUGAAGAUAUCUUUGAUUAAGUGAAUCUUAAGUACAAAUUUAAUUUGUUAACAUGCUAGUGUUAUACAAGUGAGGCUACAAUUAUAGAACCAUCUGUGUGACUCAACACGCGGAAUAGCUUCUUCAGAUGGUUGGGUAUAAUUCACAGGUGGGCAGGCUGUGUUGGCAGACUGCAUCUGGUUCUUGGCUUAAUUUUAAAAACCAUCUGCAGUGUGAUCAGACCAGACCUCUGGCAAGAACAUCCUUCUUGCAGGUCUAGAAUGAAAAGAGGUGCCCCAUUCAGUCAGCAUGUGCUCCCUGACAGUUUAUCCCUAAAUGAAUGUUGCCCUUGGCGAGAAAAUGGUUGCCUACUCCUGGUUUAAGUUAACAGAUAGAACUUUCUUUGUUGUGUUUUCCUGUAUCAGUUUAUUUUUGCUGAAAAGUCAAGGUGAUUUUUAAACUUUUAAACAGUAAAAAUGAUUGCAGUGGAAACAACAGAUGAAGCUCUUGCUGUCUCUGAUACUCUCCAAUAUCUUGAAAGCUAGGCUAUUUCUGCUCAUACUGAUUUUGAAGAGAAGUAUAUCAGCACCAGUUUUUUCUAUGUAUUUUACUCAGAAUACUGUUUUCAUGAGGGACGUGGGUGGCGCAGUGGGUUAAACCACAGAGCCUAGGGCUUGCCGAUCAGAAGGUCGGCGGUUCGAAUCCCCGCGACAGGGUGAGAGCUCCCGUUGCUCGGUCCCUCCUCCUGCCAACCUAGCAGUUUGAAAGCACAUCAAAGUGCAAGGAGAUAAAUAGGUCUCCUAUUUCCGGUGGAAAGGUAAACAGCGUCUCCGUGCACUGCUCUGGUUUGCCAGAAGCGGCUUAGUCAUGCUGGCCACAUGACCUGGAAGCUGUACGCUGGCUCCCUCAGCCAGUAAUGUGAGAUGAAUGCCGCAACCCCAGAGUCGUCUGCGACUGGACCUAACGGUCAGGAGUCCCUUUACCUUUACUGUUUUCAUGACAUAUAGACUAGUCGGUUUAAUAGGUCCCAUGUAGCAUGCAGAAUACUGAAAGAGGCAGGUGGGCCUUUUUCUCUUCUCAUAAGGGAACCAAAGGAAAUUGGCCUAUAUUAUGUUAACAUUUAAUAAAGGGAAGGACAAUAUACAGUGGACCCUCUGGAUAUGAAUUAAAUUCGUUCUGGGGGUCUGUCAGCAACCUGGAAAGUCCGUAGGCAGAGGCGCCGCUUCUGCAUGCAGCGCGAUUGAGCGUUUUUGCGUAUCUGCACAGAGCGCUUCUGCGCAUGUGCGUGUGGCAAAACCCAGAAGUAUACACUUCUGGGUUUGCCGUGUUCAUAACCCGAAAGUUGUGUAUCCAGAGCAGUACAUAACUAGAGGGUCCACUGUAUUGUGCUCUAAAAGGAGAUGGAAUUUGCGUUUAUCAACAUACCCUGAAUGUUUUGUAGCAUAAUCAUUUAUGAAGACUUCUGGAAAUGAGCUAUGACAGUGCUGUUAGAAAAUGGAAUGUUUCUCUGCAGCUGGUUAUUUUUUCAAAGAACUAGUAAACUUAAAAAAAAAAAAGAACAACUAGCACACUUUAAAAAAAAAUCAACGACUUUACUUCCGCAUUACUAUGCAGCCGCUGGUCCCCCCAGAAAGUCCAUUCUUGAGGUUGGGGGGUGGGCUUUGGUGUUCAGACCAGCAGUAGAAAUUGGGAAUUGUUGGAAUUCUCUGUGUGUGUGUUUGUGUGUGGAAGUGGAAGUGCCUUCAGCCUAUACAACAACGCCUUUUGGAUCCAAGUGUGAAGGAAGUUUAUUACUGUAUUUGUAUCCUGUCUUUCUUCCAAGGAGCUUAAGAUGGACGUCUCCCUUCCAGUUUUUCUUUGUGGGCUGAGAGACUUUGACUAGUCCCAUGUCACCCACUGAUCUUCAUGGCUGAGUGGGGAUUUGAAGCCUUGUUUCCUAGGUCCCCAGUCCAACUGCAGUACACUGUCUUAUAUUAUUUGCUCAAUUGAGCUCUCCAAUUCUUUGUAAUUUAUUAAAUGGCUGAGCCUCUUUUCCAGAUUUUUGGAAGGUAUACAUAGAUAAUACUAGAGAAAAGACAGCAGUGAAGUCAGAUGGGGACUUUUAAAAAAUGUAUAUAUUUAAAUUAAUGCUCCUAGAUUCAAAAGAGCAUGUAAGAACUUAACUUAUUAGUUCAGUUUGAACGUACGAGUUUUCUGAGUAUAUCUGAAAAUGAGUAUAAUCUGAAACUAUAUCAUAAUGCAAAAAAUAGAUUGCAAAUUUUAUAAUAGCAGUUUUUGUUGUUGUUAGUUUUUCAGCUGACAACAGGUUUAAAUAAAAAUGCCUAAAGGGUUUGGGGCAGUAUGUGGCGGUUGAAUGAGAAUGAGCAGGUAGCUAAUGGCACCUGGCUCCUAUUUUCCCUUCUCUAAAACUUAUUUCCUCUUCCAACUCAAAUUAGUCUACCUUUAACUUGAAAUGUGUUAUAGCUGGUUUUUACUUACCAUUUAAAGUAUUGAUAUGUCUUCCAACAGAAAAUGAAUUGUGCUUCUGCUUACUUUAUUUCAAGAAGAAAUACUACUUUACACGUAUACCGUACAGGAUAAUCUGCAAAAUAUAUUUAUUAUACUUUUGUCUCGCUCUUUAUAUUGAAUGAUCAGGGUGGCUUAGAAACUGUUUCUCAUAGCAUUUUUUAUCUCUUUUUUUUUUUUAUAAAAAAAAAAACAACUUGGAUGUUAGAUCCCUUCCCCUUUUGUCUUAAUAUACUGGUGGGCGCAACAUUAGUUAAUUUACUUUUCAGCUUAUUAUUAAAAUAAUGACUAAAAUUAAUUGCUCCUUUCUUCCUUCUAUGUAUCAUCCUGAUUCUGCUGGACUAUCUGCGAUCUUCAUGAAAACGCCACUUGGUUUCCCCCCCUUGGUUUUAUUGUAACUAAAAUGGUUCUAAAUGGACUUAAAAUAGCAUUCUGAAAGAUUCCCGCAAGGAGGCCCACCACAAAUGGGUUCUCCUAUGGUUAGUAGGGCAGGCUCUGAAACUCCUCAGCCGGCUAUGGGUGGUGUAGGUGCCGUCAGUGGUGGACCCGGUGGCUUUGGUAGAGGAAAUCCUGGGGGCAGCUUUGAAGGACCUAACAAGCGUCGCAGAUACUGAAAUUUAUUUCUUACUUCUGAGAAAAUUGAUUGACUAUCUGGUGUUAUGCCUUUAUAAUUUUAGCUGUUACCUUGAAAACGGUUUUAUUGUUAAUGUAGUCACCAAACUUUUUUGGGGGGUGGGGGAGUAAAACUUACUUUUUUGUAUUCAGUCUUAGGCUUUAACGUAGAGCAGAAAUAAUGUGCUUCAUUUUGCAUGUCUGAUGUUUGUGACUUCAGCAAAAUAAAAUGUGACCAUGCUGUGAAAUUUGUGAGUUCCAUACUUACAAUAAAAUAUAAUACAUAUCUGCUUAAAUGAUUUUGAAACAUUGUUAUGAAUUCUUUCCCUUAGCUUUCUAAUUGUACGCAUAGAUUUUCGUUUUUCUUCAAAAAGCCUAUCUUCUGAAAAUUAAAUGCUUUAUAGAUUGUGACUGUAUGGAAAUGAAAGUGCGGCUUACAACUCAUGGAGCAAAUGUUGAGGCUUGUGCAACUUUAGAACAUCUGAAACAUUCAGUAAGACUUUAUAGAUCUGUUUUAAGUUGUUCUCACCAACAUGUACAAACCUAGUUGCAAUGGGAAUGUCAUAAUAAUGUAUCCUGUGUUCAGCUUUCAAAUAAACACUUGAAAAAGUCUUGAAAAAUCUCCAAGUAGUAAAUAUUCACCUGUGGUUUUGGAUUAUGAAUAAUAAUUUCUUCGCAGGAAACAAAACUCGAAUAUUCUUUAAGAAAACCAAAAUCUUGUUAACUUGGCUGGUAAUUGUGUGUUAAAACAGUAUUUUGCCCUGUAGUUAAGGGUUUCAAUGGAUUGUGUAGGUUGGCUGUUGCCUUUGCAGAAGAUUCAUAAAGAAUAUGAGUUGGCAGUAUAGGUUUGAAGACCUUUCCUUCCUUGAUAAAGUUACUUUUUUCAAUGCUCUUAACUAGUACUGUAUAUGUUUUUUAUCUCACAGCAUGAAAAAAUAUCUUCCAUGUUAUAGGGAGUUGGCUUACUAUAUAUAUAUACAGAUAAUGAUCCUAACUGCUGCUGUUUAGCUCUUGCCAUGGGCAAAAUGAGUUUGCAUUUGGUUGUUUCAUUUAAGUACACACAUUUUCAAUAGGAUUGUUGGUGCAACCUUUACCUAGCUUUUUAAAGGCAUGGUGUAAAGUAGAUACAAUGUACAAAAGCUUGGACAAAAUAAUACUGGGAAUUCCACUUAUACAGUUCAUAUUAAGUAGAGGGAUGAGAAGUUACUGACAUAUACCAAUAUUUAUAUACCAAUAUUGUGAUUAUACUACAAAAUGUUUUUCAUUAAUGUAAAUAUUGCAUGUUUGCAUAUGAAUACUGUUAGGUAACAUUCUAUUAAACCUCAGUGUGUUGGAGUUAUAUGGAAGACCAGUACUUCUGAAUAAGUAUGGUAUAUUAUGUGAGCUGAGUAUGGUUUUCCAAAAUAUGUGGUAACACCUGUCCCCCUAUUUCUAUUUCUGCUAAAUCAAUAUGAGUGUUGGACUUUUUAAAUAAUUAGAAGGAAAACCCUGUAUUCCUGGGCCAAGACAGGACACUAGUGACCAUAUUUUCAUCAGUGUAACAUUUUAUAAAUACUGGUUUUUGGUGGGUGUUUUGUUUUACUCUUCAUGGGUGCUGCAUAAACUAAAUUUGUAUAAAAUCUGAUCUAGAUUAUCAGUUCCAGGAAUUUAUAUUUGUAUGCUGCUGUUUGGAUCCUGAAGAAGCAGCCAUCCUCAUCAUAUGGAAGGUGUGAAAUGUAAAAUAAUGCAGGAAGAUGAUAGCCAUUUAAACGUAAGAGCAAAUGGCUUUUUCCUGCCCUCAUUUUACUCUCAACUUUCUAAAAGGGAAAGGUAGAGAUAAUGUGGAUGAAUUUCUUUGAGAAAUGACUUGUAUGCGUAAAAUUUUAUUGGUGCAUUUUCUGAUACUUUCUCAAGAGUUGCAACACUAGAAAAUGAGGUACUUGAGAAUGGGCUAUAUUGGAGAAUGUGAGAUUACUCUUCUACCCUAUGCAAGCAAUAGAUGUAGGAGGUAAAUCCUUGUUAGUAAAAAUAUUAAUAACUAAAUGGUUCACAAGCAACUGAUGACCUCUGACUUCACUGUUUACAGUCACCCCACCCCACAUCAACUUGUAUUAUCUGUGACUCAAUCCCUGGUGAAGUGGACUAUGGUGGCUUAUGCCAUAAUAAUUCUGUUCGUCUUUAAGGUGCCACAGGACUGUUGGACGCUUUAAUUGAUGAAAUAGUUAUUCAUGCAGUUUAAUGGAUGAAUUCCUGCUUUAAUGCUACUACCCGAUCUCAUACAAAAUGGUUUCAUUAGGCAAAUGUGUGAAAUUAUGCUUCAAAGGGCUUGAGACAGCUGUUGGUGUUGUGAGCCGCAUUAUCUUCAGUGGAGCACACUUGGAGGAAUAAUAAUGAGCUACAUUUUCUGAUGUUUACAAGAUUUUAGGCAAUUUCCCAUUUAUUGAGCACACACUGAACACUUUUCUAUAAUUUUGAAUGUGUAGAAAAUUGUAUUGAUUUUACUAAUUCCAGCAUUCACUCUAUAUUCACUGAGGUAGUUUGCAUGUGUUUUUUUAAAAAAGCUAAACGACACCCCCCCUCAAGUCAUGUCAUGUGUAUCUCAACCAGAGCCAGGGCUUUUUCGGCUGUGGCCCCGAUCUGGUGGAACGCUCUGUCACAAGAGACUAGGGCCCUGCGGGACUUGACAUCUUUCCGCAGGGCCUGCAAGACAGAGCUGUUCCACCAAGCCUUUGGCCAGGGCACAGCCUGACUCCCUCCCUCGGCAAUCUUCACAGAACUCUAGCCCAAUGGUUGCCAUCAAUUUGAUUUGAAUUAAUUUUAUAAUGAAAUGAUUUUAGAAUGUUGUAUUAUUUUAUUGUUGUUAGCCGCCCUGAGCCCGGCUUCGGCUGGGGAGGUCGGGAUAUAAAUAAAAAAUUAUUAUUAUUAUUAUUAUUAUUAUUAUUAUUAUUAGAAAGUGUGGUGUCGACUUAAGCCAGUGAUAGUUCAUGUAAACUUCCAGUAAACUUUGUGACCUAAUGACUACUUCUGUCUCAGAAAGCCACAGCACACAAGUUAACACAACAAUGGGCAAGAUAAAGCAGUUCAGCUAUUACUUUAGUUACCACGUGUUCCUUGAUAACUUUUUGUUUUGAAAUUGUUUUUCAACAUCAAUGUCAAACUUCUCAGUUUUCGCUUUUAGUGUUGGAGCGAAAGCUAAUGUUUUCUGUGAACUUUCUUUGAAUUUUAGAACUCAGUACUUUAUUUAAAGCUAGUUUGAGCAUUUUGGUAUCCAAAAUAAAAGCAAAAGUGUUGGUUGAGCUGUAAGCCUGUGUUCGGGUGGCACACUGAGCCCAAACUAUGGCUUAGCGUGGCACAGCAGUAGAACAACCAGGGAAGAGCAAAGCAGCUGGGAUCUCCUCUCCCAGAUUCUACACGCUCAUGCAUUUAUGCUAAUCCAUGGGUUGGGUUUGUGUGACAUGGGAACCAGGCCAUUGUGUUAAGUUUUAAUAAGCAAAACAUUUAUUGACCAUAACUAAAAGUUAAGUUAGUAGGUACACUACAGAGCUGUUAUCCUGUCACAUUAUUUUAUUGGGAUAUCUUGUACUGGGAUUGAAAUAAAGUAAAAUUUCGUAGAAUUCUAUUUCAUGAUUAUGAUUCUGCUCUAAGGAUAUCUUCCUACUUGAGUCUGUAACCUGUGAACUUUUAAAUUAUAUGAAUCUCAAAAUAUACACCAAUGGUUUUCAUUCUGGUUUUGUUCUUCAAAAUAUACUUUAGAUUUCAUGGAUAUGCAAUCAACAUAAAAUAAUGUUUAUGAUCAGAUUUUUCUGUUUUCUCCUGGUUAGGUGUACUAUAAUGAAGAAAUACAAUGAUUAAGUUGUUGGGACAACUUUUCCAGUUUAAGUGGAAAUGCAAUCUGACAAACACACAAAUUAGAAGAACUUACUCUGUGUCAGUGAAAAUGGCAAAGCCAUCCUGUAGAAUUGAUUUGAGUAAUACUUGUCUUGUCCACUGCCCCAUCUGAUGAUGUUUUUGGUAACCUGCUGUGGUUACCAAAACCUCUUGCAUCUCAUCCAACUUGGAUUCUUCUUUAACAGCACCUAAAUCAGAAGUCUCCUCAGUUAAAACUGGUCUGGAUAAAUUUCAGUUGUAACAGCCUGAGGAUGUUUUGCAAGGUUCUUGCAAGAGUCUUGCCAAAUCCUUCCCACAUGUUGUGGAUCCUACCUUUUCCUAGUUGAUUCAAGAUGUCAAGUGAGGCUUGUUGAAGCCAUAAAACUGAAUAUCUCCUUGAGGAGAAUGGUUCUCCAGUUAACUUGAUGCAAUUUAUAGAUAAAAAACUAAAAAGCAAAGAGUCCCUCCUUGGAUCCUUUAGAUGUAGGAAAUAGGUCAUUCUUUAGUAUAUCCUAGUUUAUGAAUGUGGUAGUUGCUGACAUUGAGCCAGCUUCAGGAUCUCUUGGAAGAGACUGAUAACACUGGAGUAUUACAGUGUUACCAGUAUGCUAGUGGCACCAUUAAGCUUUUCCAUUUCCUCAAAUUUGAGUGAGAUAGUGCAAUUAGGAAUCAUAAUUGGAAUGCCUAACAUGCUGUGCAAGAAUUAAUAAACUGGCACUUAAUCCUAACUGGAGGUGAUAGUGGGGAUUGGUGACUUGUAAACUCUAGAUUGGUGAUACCGUCCUGGAUUCCUACCACAUUAAGCACUAGAUUAGAUUACUGAAAUGUAUUUUAUAUGAGGAUUCCUUGAAAAUUAUUUUGGAAAUUACAACAGUUACAAAAUGCACCUGUUGGAAUCAGAUAACCCAAUUCUAGCAACCUCUUGUCCUAAAGACAGGCGCAUUUGUUUUACAGGACAAAUUCAGAAUAUUUUGGUUUGAAUUUUAAGACCUAACCUAGCGGUCUUACUAUUGCCUGUCUGAAAGAACUCGGUGUUCCUUAUGUAACUUCUAGCUCCUCCUUGGUGGUAGCACCCCAGUCAUGCAGUUCUGUGUUCAGGGCAGGUCACUUGAUGUUUCUCCAUGCAGACUGAGGGGGCAGGUGAAAUAUGUAGUCAUCAGACUUGGGUGUUAAGCUGGAAAAUUGUUCAUUGAUCUGGGCUGACUGUUCAUUAUUUGAACUGUCUUACGGUGUGUGUAUACUGAUCUCUCUUGCUUGUUUGUUCCAGCUUGGUAUCUUUUGUUAUAAAGCAUUUAGAGGAGUAUAUAGUGGAGCGCUAUAGAAAUUUGGGGUGAGAAAAGCGACUUCUCUUCUUCCCUCCCCCCUGCAGCUACCGGCAUGCCUCCAAAAAUCAGUUCUGGAGGGUUGGGGGACCCCUGGAGCAGAUUUUGGUGGUGUGGUGGGGACUGGAAGAAAAAAAGACAGGACGUCCUAUUGCUUAAGUAGGAGGACAUGGUUUGAUGUCGUCCUUAGAAAAUACUUCAGGUGACUUUACAUUUGACCAGUUGAUUUUAUAUAAUCCUGAAAGCUGUGUUAGUCUUUUAGAACAAAGGAAAAUAAAUGUAUGCCUCUAAAUGUUAUUCACAAGAUGCCAUGAGUGAUAACAAACAGAAAGGACUACUGAUUAUCCUGAAACAGUCUUCCACGCUGCAACUCUGGUCUAGAAGGAACAUGUAACUUUCUAUCCAUAUUAGAUUAAUUUCUACUAAUGUACUUAAUAUUUUUGAUUGUAUCCAACUCUCUAGUACGGUUAGUUUACAGCAAAUAUACUAAAAGACAGUGCUUCGGCUUCUAAAGCCAGGGAAGUAUCUGCAGCAUCCUCUGAUGGGUCAUACAAAAAUCGCCACUUUUACGAUACUUUUAGAAGCAAGAAAAACAGGUGAGUCAUCUUGUAUAUCCUGAACUUUUCUCCUUUUUAUGAAACUGGCUGCAUACUUUGUGAUUUUUUAAAAAUUUGGGAACUAAUGCAGGAAGUUUAAGUUCUCAUCAUAAAAAGAUAGAGAAUUGAACCUAGGAUUUUGCAAUUAAGGCCCUUCAAACUUACCUUUAUUCAAAGCAGUGUGUGUGUGUGUGUGUGUGUGUGUGUGUGUAAAUCCAGCAUGGAAGCUUCUGCAACAUCCUACGUGAAAACUGCAUAUGCCAAGGCUUUUUGCUAAUAUACAUACAUUUCUAGUUCAUCAUUAAUUGAGAACCAAAAAUUGUGCUAACGAGUUUGAAAAUUAUUUGAUUCUAUGUUACCUUUGGGGUACAACUAUUGAUCUUUGCUAUUGCCCCUUCAGAUAUCUUCUAAUUUAGUUAUCAUUUGGAUAAAAGCUAGUUCUUGGUCUGUUCUGAAAAAGUGAUGUUUUCAAAAAGGUAUUUGAAAGGUUUCGUUACAGUUAAGCCAUUUGUUACAGUGUCCACUUUCACUUUCCCCAUUGCUAUUGUCAUCCAUACUUUCUGGAAUGAACUUUCCACAUUGUUUUACUGGAAAUUAUUUAGAAUGUUAGCAAAUGUUACUGAUCUACAUCUUGAGCAUAUCACCUGGGGGAUAGAUCUGAGAUUCCACUGUUGAAUAAGGAACAAGUAUUCAGAAACUCUUUAAUACCUAAUAUUACUGCACCAAACAUUCAUAUAGCUAGAUAUAUAACUGAAGGUAAGGAGGGUUUUAGUCACCAGUGGCUAUUGGAGUAAAUCCAGCUACAGUAUACCGAUAUAACCAGUCACAUUGCUUUUCUUCUGUAGUGUGUCUGCAGUGGCUUUUUAAACUCUUGGAUUUAUUUAAGCUUGUGGUAACUAUAUCUGUUGGGGAGAAAAGCAUAUGGGAGUGGGAUAAUUUUAGGUGGACAAACAGCAAAGGAAGGAGAGGGUUAAGUAUCCUUUUACCCCUGUUCUCUACCCAACUAGUAGCUGCUUCCACCUGUAGGGGGGAAACCCGGGAAGCUUGUAAUUCUGUAUGACUCUGGAGAAGGGCUUUGUUAAAAACCUUGCGUUUGGUGUGAAAAGGACUGUAUAAAAAAUUGUAAUAAAAGCCACUUGAGUGACUGGCCAGCUUUAGCAUGUGAAAAGAUGUAAAAAGAACUGAGAACUAAUCCAGAUCAGUUCAGACGUUACAUAGCGAUAAGAUCAGCGUGGUUUGUGGCAUGAAGAAACUGGUUCUUUUCUGCAGUGGUGCUGAUUUCCUGGAACACCCUCUCCUCUGAGAGGAGUCAACCGUGAUGUGCUUUAGACACCUUUUGAAAACUUCAAUAUUUAGAUUGCACUGCUCAGUAUUUUGUUCUAAUAUUUUGAUUCUGGAUUUUUGGUGACAGUAUGUAUUUUCAUUUUAUUUACAUCAUUGUCAUGAUGUUAUAAUUUUUACACUGCUUAGAAAAGUGUGUAUUGGGGGCCUCUAUAAAUUGAUUAAAUAAUUUAUUGUUGAUGUUCUUACGUUUAAAUCACUUUGAGAUACUUUAUAGGAAGAGAUUUAUAAAUAAAAUAAGAAAAUGAACAGGAAACACUUUACCAUGGAAAAAGUCUGAUCGAGAUCUUCUAUUGGCAAGGUGGAUUCAAUUUUUUUAAAAUCAAAGCAAGGUGAUGCUUUUCUGUGGGAAGAUGAAGGGCUUUUGAGAUUUCAGUGUCUAACCAUCACAAUGAGGCAAAAACAUGAAAUAAGACAAUAGUCGUGUUUAGAUUCAACAGGAAACUUGGGCUUCCUAUUACAUGCAAUAGUCUCUGGUUCACAUUCUCCUCCCCCUUUUCAUCUGAACUUGUCACAGGAAACUGUGUCUAGUAUGAAAUUGGAAGGUAAGCUUGCAAUCUUCUGCUGUGGUGUGUGAAAGAAAAAUAUGUAUUUGUGUGUGCAUGGAAGGCCUGUGCUUUUAAUGGGAAACCAUAAUUUCCUGUGGUAUGUUGAUCUGGAAAACAAAUUUUAAAAUGUAGGGUUUGAAAUUAUAUUGACAAUGCUUUCUGAAAUAGACACUUCCCAUAAAGAAAAUUGCAAACAGAUUUCAUUAAUAUAGUACAUGGACUGACUGCCUCAGAUUAAAUAUAUUUCCUAUCCUAUCUAUAGUAAAUUUGCAGAAUAGUGGAUGCUGUUGAACACUUGGUGAAAUCAGAUUUCCUUUCCCUUCAGAUUUUAAUCUUUACAACUAGAAUUCAUACUUUUAUGAAAAAUGUGGUACUAUAAUAUUCUGUGCUUGGGGUUCUUUUAGUGCUUCAUUUAAGUCUUCAUUAAGCCCUUAUAUAAUUUACCUAAACUAGAUUUUUUGAAACAGUGAAUCUAUGAGUACUGAUCCCAUUGAAUAGAUCUUAAUUUAGGGGGGACUAAAGUUGUGUAUAUAGUCAACCUCUUCCAUUACUUAAAAUGAACUGAUCAUUUAUAGCUACUCAAAAGUAUUCUUGCAAUACGUUGUAAUGAAUAUAGGUUAAAGGUUUUUUAUUUAAGAAUGAUUUUUUACCUCAUUAAUAUACAUUGGAAGUGGUUUUGUUUGAAUGACUAAUUAGAUAAACACAUGGUAAGGCAUAGUUUAUUAAACCAUGGUGUAUUUGGUCAUUAGAGCUGGGCCCAGUGACUUAAGCAUAGUUUAUUAACUAUUAAUAAACCAUGUUCAUAAGCCAUGGGUAAUUGGAUAAACCUUAAUAAUGUUAACCGUGGAUUAGCAUUAUAUGAACAAAUGGGUCCUGGAAUUCAAGAACGUUAUAACACAGGUUUUUAAAUGUGCUAUUCAGCAGUUUAAUAUUGGUUUAGCAGAAGACAGCAUAAGGCAACAACAAACAUUGACUCUAUUUCAUUUUUACAAAUUCUUGCUGAUCAUUUUGGAAAACUAAUUGUUCAGACAUACAGUAGCAUGCUCUUGUGACCUUUAUGCUUCAUGUAUUAUGUGAGGAGAUGUUCAGUAAAAAUGCUCAUUUGGUGCCAUAUUAUGUGCAUAAACCUGUUGAUUAAACCAUAAAUUUGUCCUUAUUAGAUGUUUUAUAAAGUAUAGGAGCAUAUGAAAAGAACUAGGCCAUAUAUAUGUGUUGUGGCAAACUUCCUCUCCUUUCCCUGUCAUUCGUGCACAUGCAUGAUGUGGCUUAAGAAGUUAGAUCUUCAGAAAGACUUAAAACCUGCUGACACUGUUUUGUAAGUGGAACUAGGACACUGGCCUUAUCCUGGUGCCUCCUGCAGUCAAAGGUAAGAUUAGACACAGAAAGGGUGAUGCUAAGGACAUUGUGUGUAAUUUUGCAUUGUGGAAGAAUUCUGAAAAUCAUCCUGUAGGGAUGUGAUCUCAUGUUGAAAAUAUGGCAACCCAAAGGGGUGUGCCUAUAUCAUGGGCAUUUUGCUUUCGUAAAAUGUACCAUUUGUACUCACCUGUAAGGUGUUUUUAUCGGACAAAGGGCCAUCUAGUGGUCAAGGGUGGGAAAUGCACUAGUUGAGGAAGUACCGUAUUUUUCGCUCCAUAGGACACACUUUUUCCCCUCCAAAAAUGAAGGGGAAAUGUGUGUGCAUCCUAUGGAGCGAAUGCAGGCUUUCGCUGAAGCCUGGAGAGCGAGAGGCAUCGGUGCGCACCGACCCUCUCGCUCUCCAGGCUUCAGGAAGCUAUCCGCAAGCCUUGCAAGCCCGGUGGGAGUUCCCGCGGGCUCACAAGGCUUGCAGGCAGCAGCCUGCAGCCCCGGCGAGUGUCCGCAAGCCUUGCGCGCCCGGCAGGAGGUCCCGCCGAGCGCGCGAGGCUUGGGGCGGCAGCUGUCGCCCGAAGCACGGGAGCCCUCCGGAGGGCUCCCGUGCUUCGGGCGAGUGUCUGCAGCCUUGCGCGCCCGGCAGGAGGGUCCCGCCGAGCGCGCGAGGCUUGGGGCGGCAGCCUGUCGCCCGAGCACGGGGAGCCCUCCGGAGGGCUCCCGUGCUCGGCGAGUGUCUGCAAGCCUUGCACGCCUGGUGGGAGGUCCCGCCGAGCGCACGAGGCUUGGGGCGGCAGCCUGUCGCUCGAGGCACGGGAGCCCUCCGGAGGGCUCCCGUGCUUCGGGCAAGUGUCUGCAAGCCUUGCGCGCCCAGCAGGAGGUCCCGCCGAGCGCGCGAGGCUUGGGGGCGGCAGCUUGUCGCCCGAGCAUGGGGAGCCCUCCGGAGGGCUCCCGUGCUCGGGCGAGUGUCUGCAAGCCUCGCGCGCCCGGCAGAAGGUCCCGCCGAGCGCGCGAGGCCUGGGGCGGCAGCCGCGGGGGGAAUAAUUUUUUUAUUCAUUCCCCCCCCCCCCCAAAAAAAGGGGGUGCGUCCUAUGGGCCGGUGCGCCCUAUAGAACGAAAAAUACGGUAGGUGGUGUUUCAUUGCCAGUGACCUUAAUCCAUAUUCUAACAAGUCCAGCUUCAGGCAAAGGGCAAACAACACAUAAGAGAAAGGGGACAAUCAAGCCGACUGCUUCCUCAAAGAAUAAGCAAACAGAAACUGACCAGUGUCAAACAGCGUAACAUAACAUGGUGCAUGCAGGAAAUACAGGCUUAUUUAUACCUAAAUAACAAUAAAUCCCAGAGAACAGGAUAAGUACAAAAAUAGCAGUCUCAUAAGCAAGAGAAAUGAAACCUCUGAGCCAUCAAGCCAAUGUAGUUAAAUACACUUGGAAAACAGAAAAGAAUGGAACAGGACACUCACAGGAGAAAUGAAAAAGGCGCUAAGCCAGAGAGAUUCGGAAAUGGAAUCGCUGGAAACAGAGUACCUACUGGUGUAUUUCUGUCCUCAGCCACUAGAUGGCAGAGGCCUCCCCCUACACAGCCCUUUGUUCAGGGAAAAAUGUACCAAGCCAAUCAAAUAUUUAGGAUUCUGCUGUGUGCUUUUGAAGAAACCGGAACAGACAUUUCUAUUCAUAACUUUCUAAUAAUCCUCUUAACUAGAUUUAUUUGCAUCUGAGUUGGGAUAAACGUUAUUAGGGGAGUAUGGAUAUUCUCCCUCAAAGAGUGGGUUGCCUACUUCAUAGCUUCCUCAUAUCUGUACUUUUAGGAUUAUCAAAGAAUGGGUCAAAGAAUAAAUACAUCUAUUAAUUUGUAGGAAAUUUGUGUGUUGAAAGGGUGAUUUCAUGCCCCCAAACCACCCACUUUUAAAAAAUAUUUACGAAAUGCAGAUACUAUAUGGGAAUCUCUAGUCCCUCUAUUAUAUUAUGAUCAUUUGUCAGAAUUAUGAUUUUUUGUUAACAUGAUUUUCCAAAUUAAUUGUUUCAUAGGAAUGUAACAUUUUCUGUACUACUAUUCAGAAGAAUCCAAACAAACUUGAGAAUUUUGCAACACAAAUAUGCUGAUUACUCUUGAUGAUUCCUAAACUUUCACAAAAGUUUGUGUCAUGUUUAUUGGGACCUUAUAGAAGAUUAAAACCAAAAAAGACACAUCAUAUGAACAUAGAAACUUUGCUUGCUCAUGUAGUAGAUAUGAAAAUGACAUAUGCAACAAGCAGUGCUUUGUUCUUUCAGUUUAUCUACUAAAUCUACAGAGUUGAAACCAGAGAAGUGCAAGCAAAAGUUCACUUCUGCAACAAACUUCCACUGCAUCUCCUUUGAAAAGCUGCUUUUGAAGGUUGGGGUGCUCUAGAAUUGUGGGGAAUGGGCUCUGAGGGGCUUGAGUUGGGAAAUUGUAGAAGUGAUGGGGGGGGGGGGACUGUCUUAUGCCAGGCAAUUUGUGGAUCCAGCCCAAAAGUUUAUUGGACCUUUAGGUAUAUUUCCAUCAGCUCCAGCACACUUGUAAUUAGUCCUUAAAGAAUACCCCAUGGUUUUUUCCUAAUGGUUGCAAGUAAAAAGAAAAAAGAAAGACUACAAGUGAAUACCUUAGUUGCUAUGGUCAGGUACAGUGGUGCCCCGCAAGACGAAUGCCUCGCAAGACGGAAAAACCGCUAGACGAAAGGGUUUUCCGUUUUGAAGUUGCUUCGCAGGACGAAUUCCCCUAUGGGCUUGCUUCGCAAGACGAAAAUACCUUGCGAGUCUUGAGAUUUUUUUCGCUUUUCCCCUUUAUCUAAUCUGCUAAGCCUUUAAUAGCCUUUAAUAGCCUUUUAGCAGCUAAUCCCUAAGCCUUUAAGCCUUUAAUAGCCGCUAAACAGCUGAUAGCGCUAAUAGCGCUAAUCCGUCAAUGGGCUUGCUUCGCAAGACGAAAAAACCGCUAGACGAAGACUCUUGCGGAACGGAUUAAUUUCGUCUUGCGAGGCACCACUGUACUUUCAUUUUUGUCAGUGUGUUUGCUGCCUAUUUCAGAUGCUGAUUUGGAUUUAAUUUGGACCUCUGCUUUUGAGUUCACAAGUAUUUUUUUAAGCAAAAUUGCUUGGUAAAGUAUUGCUUUAAAUUUUACUCAGUUUUGUGAAAUUGGACUUGUGACAGAUGCAGGGCAGAAUUCAAAGUCGUACUCCUUGAACUGUUCUUGCAGCAUUUCAGAUUGUCUGAGGAAACAAUCUCCCCUGACCUCCCCCUGCACACAGUUCCUGUUGCACUAUCAGGACUCAUUGUGCUGCUUCUUGCUAAAUCGCUCAGCUAAACCCAGCCCAAAGAAGAUGGAAGAUCCAUUAUACUACUGUUUAGAAAGACAGUAUUCCCUCCCACUCCUGAUUUAUAUGUUUAUUUAAAACGGUAGUCUUCAACCUUUUAAGACCUGGGAUCCACUCUUAACCCAAACAUGAAUUUGAAUAUUGAAUAUGGCAGUCGUAUUUGUAUUGCAGCCCACCUUUUAUUAAGAUGCAAGCCUGUAGUGGCUGCAACCCACCAGUUGAAGGCCAAUGGGUUAAAAUAUUUUGGGUUUUUGCCCCUAACACCCAAGGCUUUACAUGGGACUUUAAAAAAAUAUUAUUCAGACAAAACUUCAGAAAAUCCAAACAUCAAUAAUGAAAUUUUAUUUUAAAAAGGCACAUUGUAUUGCAUUCAUAUUGCCUUAUUUGGCCCAACAGCAACAAAAUCCACAAAGAAUAACGUAUUCUGCAAGCACAGAACUGCUAACGUCCAACCAACACAAAACCAGGAAACGUCAUGUCUUUCAGAUUACAUGUAAUUGAACAUAUUAGCACCAGUGUCUCUGCCCACCGAAACUCAGUUGGCUGCUACUUAUGGUCGAGGAAGACACUUGUGUUGUGCUUACGGGCACAUGGACGUCUAUUUGGCAGCUCUGUGUGAUACAGGAUACUGGACUAGAUGAACCUUUUGUCUGAUCUAGCAGAGCCAUCCUUAGGUUCUAAGAAGUCAGUUUAUGAGUUGAUUUUCCCAUAAUGUUUAAUUUUUUGCUUGGUGUCUGUUGCUGCCUUGGCCAUUUUUUAUUUAAAAAAUGGCAAUAUUUUAAACACUCAGAACGAACCGUGUUUAGUUAUCCUUCAGAUCCCUGAAGACGUUUGUUGAAAUUGCCUGUCUUGUUCAUGUACAUUCGCCAUGUAUGUAGAAUUUGAUUCUGAAGGAUAACUAUUCAAAAUGGAGGACAGUUUUGUAUGCUUCGGUGGUGGUCAGCCUUCCUGUCAGCUGUAACCCACAGGAAGACUAAAAGAAUGAAAUAGUACCAGUCUAGUGUACUCUUUUGUAUAUACACAUGUCGGCCCUUCCCAUUUACUGAGGGGUGUGUGUGUGUGUUUUUGUGUGUGUGUGUGUGUGUGUGUGUGGAGAUUUCUGGGCUGACAAACAAUGCAGCAGCACAGUCAAAGAGAAAUAAAUGCCUGACACUGUUGCCAUUGCCCAGUUGCUUGAAACCUAUGCUCUCUGUGUCACUUGUGGUGGCGGUUACCCAUGAGGUAAAUUUGAAAAAGUAUGUGGUUUUACCUACACACCUACAGUGAAUGCUGUUAUCUGUUACUGUUUGUCAGGUUAAACCAGUGUACAGUCUGUGGAUGCACAUCUAGGAUAACUUUUAUUUUGGGUUUGUUUUUUAAACUUAUGUGUCUCCCCCCCCCCCCAAAUAACUAAGACAGGCGACGUACAUUUCUUCUCAGAAGUGGAUUUUCCCCCUUUCUCUGUGGACGAUAGUGGACAUGCUCUGAUUGUAAAGCAAUUCCUACUCCUGGCCAUUGAGUCCACAGCAGUGGAACAUCCUUUUCCGAUCAACUAUUGUGUUAGGUAAUUUUUUUGCAAUUUUUAUAAUAUUGAAGUGGGUGGGUUCUGAAAUUAAAGAACAUUUAAUUGAGUAUUUUGAGACAAAUAUAAAGGAGUCAUUUUUUCUAAAACGUUAAUAGUACUGAAACUAAAACAAGGGAUGGGAGAAAAUGUGAAAAUCAAGAAACCCUUUUUAUAUAGUAUUGAAGGUAUAGUGACUUUCUUCACUGAAAUCUUGUGAAUUAAAGAUAGGGGCCUGGUACUGAAAGAGCUUUGCAUAAAGAAACUCCUCUUUUAAAGUCUGGUGUAUCACCACUUCCGUGUAUACUUCUGUCUCGCUGUAAUUUAUUAGGGAAAAAAGACAGUAGAAGGGGGAUUACAGCCUAAAUUGAGGAUUUUGUUGUAUUAGGACAUAGCUAAGUCCAAAGCAUUAAAUAUGUAAAUCACAAGAAGCUUGGAUUUUAACUUCUUAAAUGUCUUAGAAGGUAAUCUCUUGAUAAGUAUAUGAAUAUACAUUCAUACUGAAAGUUCAAACUGUGAGGCCAGCAGAAAUUACCAGAAAGAUAGAGGCUUAAACCUUCCCUUCCUUGAUGGUAUAUCAAAUAUAUUUGCACACUGGACAAAUCAGAAUUGUAACUUAGUUAGCUGUUUACUGAGUACAGAAGCAUUCAAAAUUUGUUUCAGAAAACCUUUUAAAGAACAAUGGAGACAGAAUGUUUAGAAGAUCAAUAAUAUGCCAAUAUUGUGUUUAAAAAUGGGAGCUUCCCCAAGUUUUUGGGGCCAGCAGGCAUAAGAAACAGAUGGUAGGUAGCAUGUGAUACCCAUUUCACAUAAGAAAAACUGGUGAUGCUCAAAGCACAACCUGAAACAAAGCAAACCACCUACACACCCGAAAAAGCAGGCAACAUCACCUGGGGAAAAACAGGCUACACCUAACCUAAUCAAAACUUUAUUUUUUUAUUUUUUUUAAAUGGUGGGGACAGAGUUCCUAAGGGCACCAUAGUGUCCACAGACACUAUAAUAUACCUUUAACACAGAAAUUUGUAUUCUCACUACUUGUCGCUUUAGGAGGGGCUAUAAAUAUCAGGGGUUGCCAAUAUCAGGGGUUGCCACAAGCACACAUCCCUGCCCACCCCCUGGCCUGCCUUGGUGCCUACAAGGUGCUUUACUCUCCCUCCCCUCUGGUUUGAAAGAAGCGCUCUGUUGUAACCAGUGUGUUACGUUUUGCUGUGUAUGGUGCCCAUGACAAUUUCCUCUAGUUUUCGAAUGAGCCCUCAAGCCCUUCCAAAGUUGGCAACUCCUGAUCAAUGUACUUCUGCAAUCUGUUCUGGCUUAGCAAUGCAGUGUGUAUCUGUAAUUGCAUGGAGCACAAUUCUCACAUUCACUGGGGCAGAUAUGUGUAACAAAACAAUUGAUACAUUUCCAUGCAAUUACUAAGUACCUUUGGGUGGGGAGCCGGCAAAGAACUGGCAGGUUGGUAGGGAAGAUAUUGCAUAAUGAAGACAAUUGCACAGAAAAGGGAAGGUUGUCUGAUAGUGCAUCCCUUAAAACUGGCAUUGUGUGUUUGGGGUAACUUAGUUUUUUGAAAGAGAUUUAGCCACCUUUCAGCCAUAGGUGGCUUUCAAAGAAUAAAACAACACCAAAUGUAAUGAAAAAUAGCAUUAAAUUUUCUCAGAUACACAUUUUUGGCAAUUUACAGCUGCUGUUUCACAUUGUUGUGCAUUUAAUGUGUGGUAGGGUUACUUCAGCGUGAUUUUUCAUUCCAUCUGGGGACAACCUGUCUACCUGUUGUUCAUUAUCAUUCCCCAUAUCCAAAGUGAGAUGACCUGUCUGCAAGGGCAGGCCAUUGUGCCUUGUUCACUAUUCAGAGCAAACGCUUGCUUAUUGUGCAGGCUGCUCUGUUCCUACGUAUAUAUGAUCAGUGGCAAAAAUACCAGCGGGAAAGUGGUGGAUGGGAUGGUGUACUUCUAGUUUUCUGAGUUGAGAUCAAGCAAACUAUAUUCUGCACCAUUCAUUAUACAUGUAAAUCUAAACAGCUAGCUUAAGACUCUUCAAUGGGUGUUAUAAAAAUGUGACUGGAAUGUGAGUUGUACCUGUUUUGGAUUUUAGUGCGAGGAUUAGUUUUAAAACUAUUACCUAAUUGUAAAAUUGAAGUAGCUAUUAGGAUUGGGGUUGAGAGGAGCUGGAAAAAAUGAGAAGCAGCAAUGCUUUUACAAACUUAUCCAAUUCCCAUUCUUGAUUAAAAGCAGCAACCCUGCUUUAGUUUAAAAGGGAAUACCGUCAACAGACUAUAUAUCUCUCUUUCAGCAAAACUUUUGAUUUACUCACACAUGACAUCUUCCUAAAUAAACUUGAGAAAUACGGAUUGGAAAGGACAUAAUGGGGCUACAAAGUUGCUUGAAAUACUGCAUAUAAAAGGUAAUCAUUUUAAUGGAUUGAUAAAGCGAAUGUAAGUUGAUACUGAACAGCUUCAAUUCCAGGAGUCGAUCUUGAUUUCGGCAUCAUUGCUAUACCUAAGGAAGGAAUAAACAUCUUGCCAACUUUUGGGGGAUAAAGUGAACAUGACAAUUUAGUUCUGAUUGGGGAAAUUAUAUUGAUCAAUAUUACUGAGCCGUACUGAGUUCACAACACUUCUAAAGUUUCUCAACAAUUUUAUCAAAACCUUGUUCGGUCAGUAUUAUCCACAUAUUGCAGGUGGGCUGUUGAGGUUUUAAGAGGAUAUCUGGUGUAAGGCAACCCAAUAUCAUUGCCAUCGUUUAUGAUACUUUUACUUCUGCGAUCGGGAGCAAAACAUUCUUCUAGUGGCUCAAAAGAUCAAACAAUGUACAUAUCUAAAAACUACAUCUUACGAUAAUGAGAUUAAAGAACAUAACAAAAUUUAAAUAACCAUACAAAGGAGAAUAUUGACAAGCUGGAACGUGUGCAGAGGAGGGCAACCAAGAUGAUCCAAGGGUCUGGAAUCAAAGUUUUAUGAGGAACAGUGGAGGGAGUUGGGUGUGUUUAGCCUGGAAAAGAGAGGAGGAGAUUCAAUAGCCACCUUCAAAUUGGCUCAGUUGGGGUCAUGGGUUCGAGCCCCACAUUGGGCAAAAGAUUCCUGCACUGCAGGUGGUUGGAUUAGCUCUCACAUGGUCCUUUCCAACUCUGCAAUUCUAUGAUUUUAAAUAUGUAAAGGUCACAUGGAGAAUGGAACAAGCUUGUUUUCACCUGCAUUGGACUGUAGGCCCUGAACCAAUGGCUUCCAAGUUAAGAGAAAAGAGAUUCCAACAGUACUUUCUAACAGUAGGGUUUGUUUGACAGUGGAAAUGGACUUCCUCAGGAGGUUGUGGACUCUCCUUCCUUGGAGGUUUUUAAGCAGAAUCAUAGAUUCUUUAGUUGAGAUUCCUGCAUUGCAGAGGGUUGGAGUAGAUGACCCCUGAGGUCCCUGCCACCUGUGGAAAUCUGUGGUUCUAUAAAGUUAAUAGGCUAAUCAAAAUAUCUCAAAUAAAUGUACUGUACUUUUCCGUGUGUAAGUCUAGGUUCUUUUCUUUAAAACUUAUGCUAAAAGGUGGGGGUCGUCUUAUACAUGGAUAGUGCAUAGUGCAAAUUUUGUUAAAUUUGAGUCCCCUCAAAAAGGGGGCAUCUUAUACACGGAAAAAUACGGUACACCAAAAUUAAACAGUCCAUUCAUAAGUUAUGAUAGGAUUUAGCAGUGUAAAUACGAGACAAACUGUUCCCCUCAGCAACAGCCUCCUAAAGUAGACCUCACCGAUUGUCUUAGUGCACAUGGAGCAGCAGGAACAGUCUUUGGGUUGGAGUCAGUCAGGGCCCUGCCAUCUCAAGUCAAGUGGAAAUGUGCCAGCCAGCAGAGACUGGGUCUUGGAGGACUCACAGCUAGGUGGUACCUUCAGUGAAUUUGUGGCUGAUGCAAGAUGUGUACUGGGGCUUGCUCUAGCCUCUUACUCUGCACCAGAGAUCAUGGUAGGCAGUGAUAAUUUUUUAAAUGGUAAGUUCCAAAUAUUGUAAGAAAAACAAACAAACACUAGUAUGUAACAUUGCAAUUUUUUACUUUUCCCUAAAUUACAAAUGUGUCAAUGUAGCAUCAUGGUACCAAUAGGAACAGCCAAAUAUCACUUAGAUUUCAGCAAGACAAGCAUGUUAUCCAAGAGUUGAGAAAUAAGGCUUCUCUACAAUGGCUGGCAAGGAUUUAGGGUACAACUGCUGCAGAUUAAAGGCUGUAAACAGUAAAAUCGCGAGCCAAGAAAAAGUUUGUUGUUUAGUCGUGUCCAACUCUUCAUGACCCCAUGGACCAGAGCACGCCAGGCAUUCCUGUCUUCCACUGCCUCCCGCAGUUUGGUCAGACUCCUGCUGGUAGCUUCAAGAAAAAGUUUAGAUAGUCUCAAAUGUUUGAAAAGAUGGGAAGUGUUCUGACUACAAGAUGGAGGAAGCCUGUUGAUUGCAAAAUCUCCUUUCUAAGUUUAGCAAGGGAAGACUGCAUAGGCAUCUGUUGCCAGCAAGUCAAAGUACAGAAUGCUGCACUGGGCAGCUCCUUACCCUAAAUGUCAGGAGUCUCAAUCCUAUAUGCAACUGAAGCACAUCCAGGACUUCUGCAAGUGGGGUAGAAACUUGCACCUUCCUUUUCUUUCAGCUUGCAUGCGCCUAAAAGCUCCAAGUCACCUGAAUAGCAUUAUGCAGGUGCCGGAGAGGUAAGGUCACUCAAAAGGUUUUGUCCGAGUUUACACUUGUGGUAGCUCCUCCAUGCCACAAACACACUGAAAAAUAAGCUGCGCAAUACUGUAGGUGAUGGAGCUUGGUCGCAGCACCAGAUCAAGAAGGAUAAUUUGUCCUUUUGCUAGGCUGUCUGGGUGUAUGUGGCUAAGCUGCAAUGCUUUGGAAUAUGAGAUUGAAACCCUGGAUUAACUGGUGUUUGGAAGCCUGUUAAUGUGGUCAGGAACUGCCUUAGGGUUGGUGUGUUGGUCAGUUUGACCAGUCAAGCCCUGCCAGUUAGCUGCCUAUUUGAUCAAAUAUUGUCAAAUGUUACAUGGAGUCAAGAAUGCUUCUAUUUAGGUGGAAGCUUUUCUUUUAUUAUGCUGCCAUUGAUUAGCAAUGACAGGCAUUGGGGGUGCUUACCAUUGCUGCUUGGGACUUUGACGCUGAUGGAGGUACAGAGCCAACUGAAAAUGAUACAGAGUAAAGCAUUGACAUGUUUUCUACUUUCCACAACAGUUUAAAAACUGGCUUGUGUUUUGCUCUUAGUUCACUUUGUUUUGAAUUGAUUUUUUUAAAAUCUUGUGAUUAUAGGCUGACACUAGUGUUCCCAGGAUAAAAGCCAGAGUAGAACUGUCCAGUGAACUGACCACAUUUGUAAGAAUUCUUAAAUAAUGUUGUUAAAUAUUAUAAUAAUUCAUUAAGAUUUCUUCUAAAAGGUUUUUCUAAAUUUUUUUGAAAAAAGGUGUCUGUAUAAUCUCUUAAAAUUAAUACUUAACAUGUGUGAUUAUUUGACAAUAUUUGACCAAUGUCUAACGCCAUUCUGAGAAACUAAAAUGAGCAAGCACUUUCUCAACAGUUAGAUUUUAUAGCGUUCUGGAUAUGACACCAAAUUUCAUGAUAUGUAGCUGAGUAAAUGAAGAAGUGUCAAUUGUAGAAAUAAUCACCUUGGAGACACGAUGAAAGAAAUGUGCUCUUUGAUCUUGGGCUGGGUGUACUUGGCUACUUAAAAAGACCACCGCAAAAUGUUACCUGUGUUUUGCAAAGCUGGAUUCAAUGGCUUUAUAUAUGUUUAAGUACACAUAGAAAUGUGUUUAAAUUUGCAUGCUGCAUCUAAUUCUGCUUCUACUAGACCCUGGGUAUGGGCAGUGUCUCACCUCCUGGUGCCUGAAACCCUAUUCAGGAUCUGAACCUUCUGUCACCACCCUGUCCUCUUAGAUUUCACCAUCCAUUUCCAACACGGAUUGGCCUUCUGUAGACAUAGGCUACAAGUAGAGGAUCAGUUAACUAAAUUAGUGGAUUCUGCAAUGGAUGAAAUGGUUUGGCUUCUUCCAUUUGAGCAUAUUUAGUUAAAAUAAUGGAUGGUUAUGAAUUGGCUUUAGCUAUGCCCUCUUUGUGGCAACCACAUUCCCAGAAACAUUAAUAUUUUUGCCUUACUACGUCUCUUUACAAAGUCACACCCAUUGUUGAAUGUUCCUCAGCAGGAAAUGUGAGGCACAUCAGUCUUUUCAUAUGUGUUUCUAGAGAGAAGAGCAUUGCCAGCCGCUUGCGGAAGAAAAGCCCUAGUUACUAGGGGUGCAUUAGCCUGAUAAACUGUCAUGGAAGGAUGUUCUGAAAAAUGUAGAGGGAAUUUCUCUGCCUCUCAUUGCCCUCUCUAGCUGGGAGGGAGUGAAGAAUUACCUAUACCCCCUAUCGCAUGUGCUAAGUUCCUGAGCAACCUUAAUGGAACAAACGUUGAUAUAAAACGGGUCUCCAAUCUGAUGCAUUGAUACAACUAAAGGAGGGAGGUCUCAUCGCAUCAUCUUUAUUAAAUGGGGUACCGUGUAGCACCAUGUGAACUGUCCCUUUUGAUGAAUGUCCCUGAUGCAGGGAAACAGUCUGACAUGCCAAAUUAAGAGUAGAUGAUCAUUUAAUAAGCUUUAAUUGUUUUUCUUCUUCUAGGAAAUGGUUAUGAUGCUGAAGUGCAGUUGAAGAUGUACUUCAGGAGUGCUUUGUCCAAGGAAUAUAGCAGAGGAAGUUGAAUCCUUCAAGUUUCAGGUAUCUUCUUCCACCAUUCCCCAGUCGUCUUUUGGUUUCCAGAUUCAUGAUGGCUUAUUUCUGAUUGUUUUACAUUUUUGUAAAGAAGGGGAGAGGAAAAUUUCAAAGGGUUUUCAAGACACAUGUCUGAAGAUAUCUUUGUUUUUGAUCUCCAAUGGGUAGAGGAAUUUUUGCCUACUGGAUUAUGCUGUGAUGAGCUGUGGGCCUGUAGAAACUGCGCUGAGAGGGGCAGAUGCACAUUGAUCUCAAUAUGGACCUAUGAACUUUGGGUGUUCUAUGACUUCUUUCAAAGGAUGGUGUGGCUGCUUGAAGAAACAUGAAUGUUCUUGAUGCUGCUGUUUGGCAAACUUCAAGUUUAUUACCGUGAAUUUAUCAAAUGUAAAACAGAUCUGCUGUCAUGUAAUUUGCAGUUCUGGGUUGUAUCCAGUGGUGGUUUUGCCUUAGUUAGAACAGAAAGCACUUCUGCUUAUGCAAAUUGGGGUACCCAGUUUUGUUGUUUUGCCUGUAAUUUUCCUUCCCAAAGGCUGAUCCAUAGCAGAAUGGAAUAAUGGAACACAACCAAAAUUCUGUAGCUAGACUCUUGCGGUUGCUGCAAAGGAAAAACCACAAUUGAAGUCAACCCACUGUUUCUAGGCUCUGUAUUCCAAUCGGUAUGAAAUGCUAUUGAUUUGUGUUUUUCUUGUUUCCUAGUGAAUGUACGCAAGGUAUAUUUUGGGACAGUUAUACUAUGUGGAGUUGCAGGCAAUCAACUACUGUACCAGAGGUAGUCGGGAAUACAAAAGAAUGAAUUAUUUGAGGAGGGUAAGUAGCUUAAAGCUGCCGGAGAUAAAACAAGAAUGACAUUUAAAUUUAAAGUGUGGAUAUUCUUUCUGGUGUGCUUGGACAGUCAAUGGGUGCUUGUGAUAUAGAACCUGCCAGUCAUCUCUCUUCUUUAUAGAAUAACAAGUGCUGUGUGGAUUCCAUGUAACUCAUGACUUAAUAGUGCAAGCAUGAGUGCUAUGUGAUGAAAAAAUUGUAAGACUGUUAACAGAUUUAAAAUGAAACCAAUAAAUAAUAAUAAUAAUAAUGCAUUCUGAGCAGUUUCCAACAUAAUAAAAGCACAGAAAAUAUCAAACAUUAAAAACUUCCCAUUACAGGACUGCCUUCAGAAAGUUUUGUAGAUGUUAUCUGUUUGACAUCUGAUGGGAGGGCGUUCCCUUGGGUGGGCGCCACUGCCAAGAAGGUCCUCUGUCUGGUUCUCUGUAGCAUCCCUUCUCGCAGUGAGGGAACCGCCAGAAGGCCUCCUGAGCUGGAUCUCAGUGUCUGGGCUGGAUGAUGGAGGUGGAGAUGCUCCUUCAGGUAUACAGGGCUGUUUAGGUCUUUAAAGGUCAGCACGAACACUUUGAAUUGUUCUCAGAAAUCCUGGGAGCCAAUGUAGGUCUUUUAGGACUGGUGUUAUGUGGUCCUGGCGGCUGCUCCCAGUCACCAGUCUGGCAGCUGCAUUAUGUAUUCACGAGUUAUGAACAAAUACAUGGUGUGUAGUGUUUAAAAUCUGUUUUGUAUUUUAAAUCUUGUGUUUUAAAGCAGUGGUUCACAAUUAGUUAAGUACUGUAGACUCCCUGUUUUUUAAAGCCAUGGACCCCUUACUUUCAUUAUAAAAUUAAUGGCAACCAUUGGGCUAAAAGUUCUGUGAGGAUUGCCAAAGGAGGGAGUCAGGCUGUGCCCUGGCCAGCUAGAGGUAUCAAAAUUCAUUGCACCAAAAGUUUUGCAAAUACCUAUCUUGCUAGAGAUGAUUGUGCAAACGUUUGGGGUUGUUGUUUUUGUUCUUAACAGGCUGGAUAAAGCUGAAAAAUGUCGUUCAACUUUCAAUGUGAAGAAUGCUUCAUGGAAAUUUGAGCGGAAACUAUUUGACUCCAUGUACCAUAUUGAUCUGCUCAUUUACCUAAAAAAAAUCCAGUAUCCAGAACAUUACGGAAUGUUCUCAUUAACUGCUUUCAAACAAAACUGGCCUGUUUUACCUCAUUUCCCCAUACUCACUGCUGUUUUUCUCUAUUCUGGUAAGUUAUUUGGGGACAAUACAUCCUUUCAGUCUAUAUGAAUGGAAGAAAUGAAUCAAAAAAAGUACUACUACAAAAAAGUACUACUGCUUUGUUUAUAGCAAUCAACAUCCAGCUGGGAUGAAUAUACCUACUGCAUAUACUUACUUUCCCCACCCGUUUCAUAAAUACCUCUGGGGCAGUUCAGUAGAGCUUGUUCGAGGGAAUCAGAAGCGUUCAAAGUUCAGGUAUGGUUGUUCUAGCAGUUUUGAUUUGAGGCUACACUUUCUGCUUUGUGCAGAAAGUUCAUCCACACUGAACUGCAUUCGCAUCACAUGGAUUCGUAUCACAAUGCCAAAUGCAACACAGAUCAUGCCCUGGUGGUAGUCAAGAUCGUUCUCUAACCAAAAAGGACCCAAAGUAGAAAGUGCAGCACUUUACAAUUAUUACAACAUGUAGAAAAAUCAAUCAAGUGGCCCACCAGGAGCUUCAGCGAUUUUCAAAUGAUAGGGGGAAGUUAGGUAACCACCAAUGUGAGACACACACAUAAGUACUAUCAAAGGUGUUAACAACUGAAAUUUCCUUUGGACAAAGUAUUUAUAGAUGGUUAUGUUUUGAACAAGUAUGGGAAAACCCAAGUUUUAUGUUCCACAACAUAUACCACAUUGAAGCUGCCUUUUGGGACUUACAUAUUUCACACAAAUUUCAUUUCUCAUUUAAAAAUUGCACUACUUCCUAUAAUUUUUCUACAUUUUCACUGACACAUUGCUUGAUAUACAAUAGGAAGAGUUUCAAUAUGAAGUUCUAUCUUUUAACAAUGUUCCAUCUUACAAAUAAGUUUUAUAAUUCAUACAGCUUACAUUUCAUUAGUACAGAAAUGCUGCUAGCCAAUAAAAUUGUGUCCAUUUAUUAGGACACUAGAUGAAUCCUUUAGGGAGUGAGGAGAUAGAAUAAGUCUAUAAAUAUGGUCUGCCUUAAAAAAAAACAAUUUGAAAGUAUCUGUUAAAAGUUUAGUUAUGGAAAGAAGUACAAUUACAGGUUUUUUAUUCAGGCUUAACAACAACCACCGCCAUUGAUAAGCCACAAUAUCUUAGUUACCACCAGUCUUUUAUUAAGGCAAAAGCCUAUCUAUAUUCCUGUAUUUAAACUGCAAUAGCAAAUAUAGCUCUGCCUGCUUUAAAAAAGCGUUAAUUUAAAUACAAACACUGAAGUAGGACAAAAUUUAGCAUCUACAAUCAAGAACCAGACUUUUAAAAAGGUCAUCAUUUUAAGGGUUUUGCACCACUUCACACUUUGACUUUGAAACGUAGAAUUACAAUCAUUGGCACAAAUACCUAUAUACAAACAAAAUAAAACCAUCUUGUCCACUUAAGCAGCACAUGGCUGCUAACCUGCUCAAGAAUUCACAUGUAAAAUGGAGACCAGGUAAAAAAGAAACGGAUUGAACAGUGUCCUGACUGCACCAGGAGUUCCCAAACUGCUUGAUCAGUCAAAAAGGAAGAAGUAAACAAAUACUUCCAAGAAAAUAACUGCAUCAACAGCAUGAAGUUCAUUAGCUUAUGGCAGCUGCACUCUGUAUGCACCUAUCAGCAGCUUCACCUGUAAGGAAAAAAAUGCCAUUGACUAUCCAUCCAAUUAAAUGCUGAAAAGGCAUGGAUGACAUACUCACAAGUACAUGUAUGUUCUCAAAGCCCUGCUAGCUUCACUCUCAACAGUGAUUAAAGUAUGGGUUUAGUUAUUUUGCACAAUGAACACAUCUUACACAGGUAUAUUAAAACAUUCUGAUGGAUGAAGCAACUCCUAGUCUGAGGACCCUAUGAAAACUACUUCAUCAAGCAGUAGCUCUUGCAUUUUGUAACCACAAUACACUUGGGGGACCAUGUCAGGGUCAAAAAGCGGGGGGAGGGGGGGGGGGGUUAUUUUAAAAUACAGACUAGUUUGAUAAUUUAGUAAAGGAAAAUAUUAUUAUGUAUUUUUAUUAUGCCUUUUGUCUGCUUGUUUUUUAUUUUUGUGAACCGUCCAGUGAUCUUUGGAUGCAAGGCAGGAUACACAUUUAAUAAAUAAACAUAUCUACAUUGUUUCCAACCACUUCACAAACUGAGUAGAUUCACUGAACUCGUUGGUGAUGACCAACUUAAGCCGAUUUAUUUCCUUAGCUCUACUGAACGUGAGUUGGUGUACAUGCACCUGGAAUUGCAUUUCUCACCUUGGCAGUAGGAGCUUCCACCAAUCGUAUGAAGAGUUUGUUAAGGCCUGGAAUAGGACUGAAGGAGUAAAUGAAGUGACUGUCCU
Messenger RNA from Podarcis lilfordi (Lilford's wall lizard), 60775 nucleotides. The record is from the annotation of a GenBank genome assembly. NCBI's taxonomy places the organism in Eukaryota, Metazoa, Chordata, Lepidosauria, Squamata, Lacertidae.